AUGAUGAGUGAUCUGAGCAGCUCAGGCCUGGGGGGCCUGGGGCAUGGGAAGUGGGUGACAGACAGGAUUACAGUGAAGACAGGAGCAAACUCUCUCACAUGGCUGCUCUCUCUCCUCCAGUCUUUCUCCUCCGUCUCUUAUUCACUUUCAUUUGGGCUAUGGACUGUAAGUUAGGAGAGCUCCCUCUCCUGUACUGGUCACUGGGCUAUGGACUGUACGUCAGGAGAGCUCCCUCUCCUGUACUGGUCACUGGGCUAUGGACUGUACGUCAGGAGAGCUCCCUCUCCUGUACUGGUCACUGGGCUAUGGACUGUACGUCAGGAGAGCUCCCUCUCCUGUACUGGUCACUGGGCUAUGGACUGUACGUCAGGAGAGCUCCUUCUCCUAUACUGGUCACUGGGCUAUGGACUGUACGUCAGGAGAGGGAGUUCUCCUGUACUGGUCACUGGGCUAUGGACUGUACGUCAGGAGAGGGAGCUCUCCUGUACUGGUCACUGGGCUAUGGAAUGUACGUCAGGAGAGGGAGCUCUCCUGUACUGGUCACUGGGCUAUGGACUGUACGUCAGGAGAGGGAGCUCUCCUGAACUGGUCACUGGGCUAUGGACUGUAUGUCAGGAGAGGGAGCUCUCCUGUACUGGUCACUGGGCUAUGGACUGUACGUCAGGAGAGGGAGCUCUCCUGUACUGGUCACUGGGCUAUGGACUGUACGUCAGGAGAGGGAGCUCUCCUGUACUGGUCACUGGGCUAUGGACUGUAUGUCAGGAGAGCUCCCUCUCCUUUCCUGUCAAAAGACAAACACUCUACACUGAUAACAAACAAGUCUAAAGAGAUAAAGAACACUGUCCUGGCGGAUGUGUGUACACACACACAGACACGCACACAUACUUAUCCAAUGGCUCUGUUAUCCUCCAUUGAAAGUAUAUUAACAGUCCCUUUUCAUUAGUUUGUUGUGCAGUAGGCUUUCAGAAAAUAAAUUGGUUACAGCAUCAAUCAUUCAGUUGUUGUGGCAAGGACUGGAUGUUUUAUUUGAGUCCUCAAUUCAAUUUAGAUUGGUUCAUUUGGAUGCCGCAGAAAAGUAGUUUGGGUUCAGAAAGUGUUCACUGAGAGAGUCAUGCUCUGGGUUCCCUUUCCAUGUCCCAUGGGUACAACCCUCAGGACUCUACCUGUCAGAUCAAGACUACAGGCACUAUUCAAUCUAACUCAAUCUAACUCAAACACCAGGUUUCAUUAACAAAUAAAAAAUAAAGUAAAAAAAUGGUGUGUUGCAUGUUUGCAUGUUUACAUGUACAGUUGAAGUCGGAAGUUUACAUACAGUGAGGGAAAAAAGUAUUUGAUCCCCUGCUGAUUUUGUACGUUUGCCCACUGACAAAGACAUGAUCAGCCUAUAAUUGUAAUGGUAGGUUUAUUUGAACAGUGAGAGAUAGAAUAACAACAAAAAAAUCCAGAAAAACGCAUGUCAAAAAUGUUAUAAAUUGAUUUGCAUUUUAAUGAGGGAAAUAAGUAUGACUUAGUACUUGGUGGCAAAACCCUUGUUGGCAAUCACAGAGGUCAGACGUUUCUUGUAGUUGGCCACCAGGUUUGCACACAUCUCAGGAGGGAUUUUGUCCCAUUAAGGUUUCAAGGCUGACGUUUGGCAACUCAAACCUUCAGCUCCCUCCACAGAUUUUCUAUGGGAUUAAGGUCUGUAGACUGGCUGGCUAGGCCACUCCAGGACCUUAAUGUGCUUCUUCUUGAGCCACUCCUUUGUUGCCUUGGCCGUGUGUUUUGGGUCAUUGUCAUGCUGGAAUACCCAUCCACGACCCAUUUUCAAUGCCCUGGCUGAGGGAAGGAGGUUCUCACCCAAGAUUUGACAGUACAUGGCCCCGUCCAUCGUCCCUUUGAUGCGGUGAAGUUGUCCUGUCCCCUUAGCAGAAAAACACCCCCAAAGCGUAAUGUUUCCACCUCCAUGUUUGACGGUGGGGAUGGUGUUCUUGGGGUCAUAGGCAGCAUUCCUCCUCCUCCAAACACGGCGAGUUGAGUUGAUGCCAAAGAGCUCGAUUUUGGUCUCAUCUGACCACAACACUUUCACCCAGUUCUCCUCUGAAUCAUUCAAAUGUUCAUUGGCAAACUUCAGACGGGCCUGUAUAUGUGCUUUCUUGAGCAGGGGGACCUUGAGGGCGCUGCAGGAUUUCAGUCCUUCAUGACGUAGUGUGUUACCAAUUGUUUUCUUGGUGACUAUGGUCCCAGCUGCCUUGAGAUCAUUGACAAGAUCCUCCCGUGUAGUUCUGGGCUGAUUCCUCACCGUUCUCAUGAUCAUUGCAACUCCACGAGGUGAGAUCUUGCAUGGAGCCCCAGGCCGAGGGAGAUUGACAGGUCUUUUGUGUUUCUUCCAUUUGCGAAUAAUCGCACCAACUGUUGUCACAUUCUCACCAAGCUGCUUGGCGAUGGUCUUGUAACAGACAGAGCUGGUGUAACUGAAUCAGGUUUGUAGGCCUCCUUGCUCGGACACGCUUUUUCAGUUCUGCCCACAAAUUGUCUAUAGAAUUGAGGUCAGGGCUUUGUGAUGGCCACUCCAAUACCUUGACUUUGUUGUCCUUAAGCCAUUUUGCCACAACUUUGGAAGUAUGCUUGGCGUCAUUGUCCAUUUGGAAGACCCAUUUGCACCCAAGCUUUAACUUCCUGACUGAUGUCUUGAGAUGUUGCUUCAAUAUAUCCACAUAAUUUUCCUUCCUCAUGAUGCCAUCUAUUUUGUGAAGUGCACCAGUCCCUCCUGCAGCAAAGCACCCCCACAGCAUGACGCUGCAACCCCCGUGCUUCACGGUUGGGAUGGUGUUCUUCGGCUUGCAUCAGACCAGAGGACAUUUCUCCAAAAAGUACGAUCUUUGUCCCCAUGUGCAGUUGCAAACCGUAGUCUGGCUUUUUUAUGGCGGUUUUGGAGCAGUGGCUUCUUCCUUGCUGAGCGGCCUUUCAGGUUAUGUCGAUAUAGGACUAGUUUUACUGUGGAUAUAGAUACUUUUGUACCUGUUUCCUCCAGCAUCUUCACAAGGUCCUUUGCUGUUGUUCUGGGAUUGAUUUGCACUUUUCGCACCAAAGUACGUUAAUCUCUAGGAGACAGAACGCGUCUCCUUCCUGAGCGGUAUGAUGGCUGCAUGGUCCCAUGGUGUUUAUACUUGCGUACUAUUGUUUGUACAGAUGAACGUGGUACCUUCAGGCAUUUGGAAAUUGCUUCCAAGGAUGAACCAGACUUGUGGAGGUCUACAAAGUUUUUUCUGAGGUCUUGGCUGAUUUCUUUUGAUUUUCCCAUGAUGUCAAGCAAAGAGGCACUGAGUUUGAAGGUAGGCCUUGAAAUACAUCCACAGGUACACCUCCAAUUGACUCAAAUUAUGUCAAUUAGCCUAUCAGAAGCUUCUAAAGCCAUGACAUCAUUUUCUGGAAUUUUUCAAGCUGUUUAAAGGCACAGUGAACUUAGUGUAUGUAAACUUCUGACCCACUGGAAUUUUGAUUCAGUGAAUUAUAAGUGAAAUAAUCUGUCUGUAAACAAUUGUUGGAAAAAUUACUUGUGUCAUGAACAGUGGUUGAAAAACGAGUUUUAAUGACUCCAACCUAAGUGUAUGUAAACUUCCGACUUCAACUGUAUGUACUCAAUAAAAUAAUGUUUACAUUGUGAGACAAAUCUGAAUUAUAAGUGCAUAUAGAGUCUUCCUCAUGCGAACCCAUAAUACCAACCCUCAGUGAGUGUAGUAUAUUCCUUACUGAGGAGAACGUAGCCUACCAUGUAUUAAGACAGAUGACGGCCGGUCUCAGACUAUUCAAAAGAACCACAGAGAUGUUGAUUAGUGGACUGGAUCCAAAAACUUCAGUUUAGGGUUGGACCCAAAUGUGGGGAUUUAAUCUUAUGGUCUAGUAAUCCAAAGUCAAUGAAGCAAUCAUUUGGCAGUGGUUUGGGUCAUGCCUCACUCUCAUCCUGUGAUUUGGCCAGUCACAUUGGCUACUAGGGACCUGUUUCUGAAGGAUUGUAGGAUACAAUUCCACUCUACCCAAUGAUGGAUUGGAUUUACAGUAUGUAGCUAGCACCUUUCCAAGUGCUUAAAGUGCUUUACAUUAGGGGAAACACCUCAUCCACUACCAACAGAUGAACAGUUCAACCUCUUGGCACCCCCUCAUCAUCACUUGGCUCUCUCACACUGGAGCUGUUCUCACACUGGAGCUGUUCUCAUACUGGAGCUGUUCUCAUACUGGAUCUGUUCUCACACUGGAGCUGUUCUCACACUGGAUCUGUUCUCACACUGGAUCUAUUCUCACACUGGAGCUGUUCUCACACUGGAGCUGUUCUCACACUGGAGCUGUUCUCACACUGGAUCUGUUCUCACACUGGAGCUGUUCUCACACUGGAGCUGUUCUCACAAUGGAGCUGUUCUCAUACUGGAUCUGUUCUCACACUGGAGCUGUUCUCACACUGGAUCUGUUCUCACACUGGAUCUAUUCUCACACUGGAGCUGUUCUCACACUGGAGCUGUUCUCACACUGGAGCUGUUCUCACACUGGAUCUGUUCUCACACUGGAGCUGUUCUCACACUGGAGCUGUUCUCACACUGGAGCUGUUCUCACACUGGAUCUGUUCUCACACUGGAUCUAUUCUCACACUGGAGCUGUUCUCACACUGGAGCUGUUCUCACAAUGGAGCUGUUCUCACACUGGAUCUGUUCUCACACUGGAUCUGUUCUCACAAUGGAUCUGUUCUCACACUGGAUCUAUUCUCACACUGGAGCUGUUCUCACACUGGAGCUGUUCUCACACUGGAUCUGUUCUCACACUGGAGCUGUUCUCACACUGGAUCUGUUCUCACACUGGAUCUGUUCUCACACUAAAUUUCAGCGGUACUAUUAACUGAUGUUCCAUAAAUCUCAGCGGUACUAUUAACUGAUGUUUCAUAGAUUUCACCGGUACUGUUAACUGAUGUGCCACAAAUCUCAGCGGUACAAUUAACUAAUGUUCCAUAAAUCUCAGCGGUACUAUUAACUGAUGUUUCAUUGAUUUCAGCGGUACUAUUAACUGAUGUUCCAUAAAUCUCAGCGAUACUAUUAACUGAUGUUCCAUAAAUCUCAGUGGUACUAUUAACUGAUGUUCCAUAAAUCUCAGCGGUACUAUUAACUGAUGUUCCAUAAAUCUCAGUGGUACUAUUAACUGAUGUUCCAUAAAUCUCAGCAGUACUAUUAACUGAUGUUCCAUCUGUCGGCUGUCUAAUGAGAGAUGCUGCUCCCCUCCUCCCUCUCCUGAUUACACCUUCUGUCUCUUUUGUCACCUGUAAUAUCUUCUCUUUAGGCCCCUUCCCUUCCAUGUCUGUUCUGUUACAAAGCAGGUGGUUGUAGGAGGGAGGCAACCUCACACAAACACACACACACACACACAGUGACUUAAGGCCACAAAGGCAGCAGCAGGGUGGAUUUGGCCUACGUGGUUGCCACAGCGUCAGAGCUCUGCUAAGUGCCUUCAUUCAGACGUGAUUAUUAAAGAGGUAGUCGGCAGGUCUGCUUUGUCAGCUGUUGACAGAGCACAAAAGGGGCCAUUUCAGACCAAAAUAAACAUAGGAGAGAGGGGUGAUGGAGGGGACACACAUUCAAGCAGUUACAGAUUUUUGAAAUUGCUCUGGUACUAUUUUCACAAGUAUGUGGUACAAUUUCACAACUCUUAGUACAAAACUCAAAACAGAUAACAAAAAGUUUGUUUUUUCACAACUUUAAGCAAGUUUUCAAUUUACUAAGUACAACACACAAAAUCACACAGUAACUUUUUCACCAAACCUAAUCAGUGUUUUAUCUAGAAAUACCUUUCAUAUAAAGUAAUUGCCUUUCACAAUGCAAUGCUCACAAUACUUUUCAUAUGAUUCUCUUCUCAUUUGUUUAAAUACAUUUGACCAUCACUUAAUCCAACUGCGCUUAAUGGUUAAUCACUAAACCGUUUGGUAAACCUAUAGAUUUGAAACUGGUUUGUCUACUAUACUGUAUAUGGAUUAUGAGAACUACAGAAAUAAAAUGUGUGUUUGUAAAGUAUAAACAUCUAAAUGUAAUGUAUGAUACAUGAUAACAAUACAUAAUGACUACUCGUUAUUGCUAAUUGAUUUCACAUAGUGGUAACCACAAUUUGUCACCAUAUAAAAGGGUGUGUGUGAACGCUUGCAAUUUCUUUCAACAUGGAGCAGGAUAGACAGCAAGGAAGAGGAAGAAAUCAAAGAGCUCGUGGGCAAGGGGCCCUUCAGAGAGGUGGGCAUGGGCCCCAUCAAAGAGGUCAAAGAGGUGGGCAUGGGCUUCUCCAUGUCCGCAGCUAUCUCUGAAGAUGGUGUGGAUGGAUGUAGGCCAUUACUUGGAUCCUACAACACUGCACACCUUAUUGUGUUUCUCAAUUAAAUUGAGCAGGCCUAUCAAGGUGAAGGGGUCACCAAUGUCAUUGUGUGGGACAAUGUCAGGUUCCACCAUGCAGAGGUGGUUCAGGCAUGGUUUCGGUCCCAUCCCCGAUUUGUGACCCUAUACCUGCCCUCAUACUCUCCUUUCCUCAACCCUAUUGAGGAUUUUUUUUCAGCAUGGAGGUGGAAGGUGUACGAUCGCCAUCCCCAUGAGCGUUCCACCCUCCUUUUGUCCAUGGAUGAGGCAUGUGACGACAUCAAUGCAGACCGAUGCCAAGCUUGGAUUCGUCAUGCCAAAAGGUUUUUCCUGCGGUGCAUGAACAAUGAGGACAUUCACUGGGAUGUGGAUGAGAAUUUAUGGCUCAAGAUAGGCAUGAUGCAAAUUAAUGCGUGCGAAAAUAUGUUUUAUUUUCAUUAAUUUAAUUUGUUACAUUUGAUUACAGACAGUACACCUAUGUUGCAAUUAUAUCUGAAAAAGAAAAUGUUUUUUUUGCAUGGAUAAUUGUAGAGGAUGUCUUUGAUUACACAUUGGAUAGAUAUUAUGGAAAUUAUAGAUUUUCUGUCAAUUUUGUUGGGUAAUGUAAGUGCAUUGCCUAAUGUGAAAACUGUAAUCUACUGUAAUUUACAGUAGUGUAGCAUAUUACUUUCAGCACUUUUAAGGGCAAUUUGAAACACGUAUCUUGCAUUGUUUGCUAUUCGAUUAACUGGUAGUUAAAACAACUAAAUUUAAAAUAUAUCAUUAUGUCGUGUUUUGGUGAUUAAACCAAUGUUCUCAUUACAUUUCACAAUAAACGUAUAUAUUAAAUCAAUGGUUGUGUGAUGAGAGAUGUUUACAAUUGAAAUGAAUGCACAAUGACAGAGCUCUUAUGAGUGUGAAGCAGCUAGUGCUGACUCAGUCUCUGACCCCACAAGGUCUUCACUUGGAGAUGCAUCAGCUGCCCACUUCAAAGACUACUGGAGACUACUGUGUGUGUCUGUUGUAUACCUAUGUACUGGAUGUGUGGUGGCUGAGGUUUAUUUCUAAGCACUGCUUAGGUUUCUCACCUCUUCCACACUUAUGUAAUCUCGCCCACCAGCCAGCUCUCUCUUGGGGAGGAGGAUAACACUUAUGUUGCUGUUCGUGUAUUCUCUCAUUUUCUCCACCUCUUUUGUCAUUCCUCUUAUAAAGCAGCUUCCUUUAUCCCUUCAUCCAUUCAUUAGACAGUUGUAUGAAUACAUGAUUUCCCUACAUUGUUGUCAUCCUAUCAUCCUCACAGGUGAAGUUGUUUUAUCUCUUUAUUACUCUGCAUUAGCUAAUCCCUGUGUGAAAAUGUCUGCUGUCUGGCUGCCUGCCUUUUAUUGCUCUGUGAAUGUCAGUAGCUUUACGUCCUGUACUGUACUGAAUCAACAUUGAGGCAGAGAAGCAGAGGCAGAGGCUGCCUGGCUGGCUUUAUGUCUCUUUAAAACCUGCUGUUGAAUUAUAGAGCAUAGGGUUUGAAUGAUGUGGAAAUCUCUACCAGAUAAAGAGAUAUGCUCUCUGACCAGUAUUACAGUGUAAGUGUAAAACUCAUGCUGUUACCCUGGUAACAUUUGGAUUACGCAACGGACGGGAGAUGACAUUUUCCUGAUGUUGACUGUGCUCUUAGAUGAUUUCACUGAGUUGUGAGUUGGUGGUAGAGAAAUGCGUUGCUAUGCCGAUAGUGUUGAGAAGUCACAGAAUCAGGGUUUAGUGUCAUUUCUGUCCGGUGUCUUGUGCAAGCCAUCCUGCUUUGUUGAGUAUAUUGUUACCGCAGCACUAAUCCAGACCUCACGUACUGUCACCCGCCAAUCAUCUGUCUGGUUGGCUCUGCACCAUCAUCAUCGAUCAUCGGAUAAAUUACAUGAAUGUUGUUUUCACAGACCUUUUAUCUGUCUAACUGGAUUAACAACCUGUUCUCUCGCUCUCUCUCUCUCUCUCUCUCUCUCUCUCUCGCUCUCUCUCUCUCUCUCUCUCUCUCUCUCUCUCUCUCUCUCUCUCUCGCUCUCUCUUCCCCUGUACAGUUUAAACCUGUUGGCUCAACCAUUACUUACUGCACAAUGAACCAAUCAGACUUCUUCCUUUUAAAGAGUGUUUGUUGUUUUUAUUUAUUCAGUGUUUCCCCUAUGUUGUAUAUUGUGGCCGCCAUUGCAAAUAUACACUACCGUUCAAACGUUUGGGGUCACUUAGAAAUGUCAUUUUUUUCGAAAGAAAAGCAAUUUUUUUAGCCAUUAAAAUAACAUCAAAUUGACCAGAAAUAGAGUGUAGACAUUGUUAAUGUUGUAAAUGGCUAUUGUAGCUGGAAACAGCUGAUUUGUAAUGGAAUAUCUACAUAGGCAUACAGAGGCCCAUUAUCAGCAACCAUCAGUCCUGUGUUCCAAUGGCACGUUGUGUUUGCUAAUUCAAGUUUAUCAUUUUAAAAAGCUAAUUGAUCAUUAGAAAACCCUUUUGCAAUUAUGUUAGCACAGCUGAAAACUGUUGUGCUGAUUAAAGAAGCAAUAAAACUGGCCUUCUUGAGACUAGUUGAGUAUCUGGAGCAUCAGCAAUUGUGGGUUCGAUUACAGGCACAAAAUGGCCAGAAACAAAUAACUUUCUUCUGAAACUCGCCAGUCUAUUCUUGUUCUGAGACAUUAAGGCUAUUCCAUGCGAGAAAUUGCCAAGAAACUGAAGAUCUCGUACAAUGCUGUGUACUACUCCCUUCACAGAACAGCGCAAACUGUCUCUAACCAGAAUAGAAAGAGGAGUGGGAGGCCCCGGUGCACAACUGAGCAAGAAGACAAAUACAUUAGAGUGUCUAGUUUGAGAAACAGGCGCCUCACAGGUUCUCAACUGGCAGCUUCAUUAAAUAGUAACCGCAAAACACCAGUCUCAACGUCAAGAGUGAAGAGGCGACUCUGGGAUGCUGACCUUCUAGGCAGAGUUGCAAAGAAAAAGCCAUAUCUCAGACUGGCCAAUAAAAAGAAAAUAUUAAGAUGGGCAGUCUGAGAUUUGGCUUUCCAGCUACAAUAGCCAUUUACAACAUUAACAAUGUCUACACUGUAUUUCUGAUCAAUUUUAUGUUAUUUUAAUGGACAAAAAAAUUGCUUUUCUUUCGAAAACCAGGAAAUGUGUGACCCCAAAACUUUGAACGGUAGUAUAUAUUUUUUUAUUAUAAUGUAGAUGUAUAGGUGUAUGCCCCAGGAAGACCCCAUCCGCUGCUCCCCACCCCCACUUUCGCUAAUUCUGCCACCGCUGCUGAAAAACAAUCCUAGGGGAAACACUGUUAUUAUUCACAUUGUGAUGUCUAAUGGCCCUCUUUCUUUCUUUCUUUCUUUCUUUCUUUCUUUCUUUCUUUCUUUCUUUCUUUCUUUCUUUCUUUCUUUCUUUCUUUCUUUCUUUCUUUCUUUCUUUCUCACCCUCUCUUUCCCUCCCUCCCCACAGGAAACAGUAGAAUAUGCCUUCCUGAUCAUCUUUACUAUAGAGACCUUUCUGAAGAUCAUAGCGUAUGGUUUAGUCAUGCACCAGAACUCCUACGUGAGGAACGGCUGGAAUAUGCUGGAUUUUGUCAUUGUCAUAGUAGGGUAAGUACCACGUUCCUCCUAGACAGAGUCAUACACACAUGCAUGUACUCACACACACACACACACACGCAUGCAUGCAUGCAUGUACACACACGACUAUGUCAGAUCCUGCUGAUGCCCAAGGCACAUAAUUAAAGCACAGUCUGGAGCACUGAAUGUGCCCUCAAGAACAAAAUCUACUGUAAGGAUGGCAAAAAGGUCACAGAUAGGUUAACAGAAACACAAGUAUGUUGUAAGACGUUAUGUAAUGAAAAACGCUGUAGAACACACAAACACAGCAACAUAUUCAGAGGGACAACACACAUGCAACAAUUCACCCUCCCUGUGUAUCAGUCUCUAUUUGAUCAAGAAGGAUUAUCGGCUUAAGACUCUUCACCACAUCCAGUAACAACAAGAGGCUCUGGCACACACACGCGCACACACACGCACACACACACACACACACACACACACACACACACACACACACACACGCACACACACGCACAGUAGUACCUCUGUGAAUUACCCGAUAGAGAUCCUGUCGUCUGUCACAUGGUUUUAGGAUUUGGGUUAGGGUCAGGAGGAAGUCACACACCCGCUUCUGAUAAAAAAAGGAAAGGGGAUGAAAACACUUACCCAUAAUGCUGUGUCCAUGUCACAUCUGGAAGAGCUGAGCCUUCCUUGAAGGGCAUUCUUCUCACUCUUUCCUCUCGUUUUGGUGGCUAUCUGUAAUGGUAGUUGAUGUCAUUUUAAUUAUAUUCUGAUACACUCAACAUUGACAGAAAUAUAUUAUUAUAUUGAGGGGUUUGUUGACACACAGACAGACACUCAUACAGUGCAGUGUGUUAAUCAAGGGAAACACACACACACAUACACACACAUACACACACACACACACUUGUAUUUAGAGAGAGACCUUUUGUGGUGGUCAGGGUGACGUUUAUCUCCUGCCCCUGUGGGGCUCCAGUGUAAACUGAGGACGAGGUGUGAAACACUGAAUGUAAACACAGAGAGAUAAAGGCGGAUUAAACAACACAUUUCACUGCACCUGUUCGAUGUAUGUGAUAAUAAAACAUUUUAUUAUUUAUUUAUUUAUUUAUUGGAUUACUAUCACUGUGACAGACAUAUACACACACACACACACACACACACACACACACACACACACCAGAAAAGACCAUUAAAGACCAUAAAUCAAAGCUCUGUCACCUUAUACUCAGAAAGCCUUAUGACUCAGGGAUGUAUGUUACAAUGAUGUCAUUGAUCUCUCUCUUUAUCUCUAUCUCUCUAUCUCUCUAUCUAUCUUUCUCUCGAUCUCUCUCUCUUUAUUUCUCUGUCUCUCUCGCUCCCUUUCUCUUUCUCUCUCUUCCCCCUCCCCCUCUCUCCUCCCCCCAGGUUAUUCAGUGUAGUUCUGGAGGUGAUAACCAAAGAGGGCGAUGCGGGGGGUCAGGGGGGUAAACCAGGAGGCUUUGACGUCAAGGCCCUCCGAGCGUUCCGUGUGCUCCGCCCCCUCCGUCUUGUCUCAGGAGUACCCAGUGAGUCGACAUGGCGCCAGAACAUGUCUUCACUAUAGAGAUAUGUUACCAUGUUUAUACCAUAUGAAGAGUUUAUUUCCAAAACGCUAUAUCCACCCAUUUUUCACAUUUGUGUUUUUUCAUCAGAAAAUAUUGCUUAUGGGUACCUUCAUGUGUGUGUAAAAUAUUACUGUUCUCAGAUAUGUAAUUCAUAGAUUUUAGAUGUGUAUGAAAAUAUGUUUUUUGGCAAAAUGCUAUAUAUCCAUUGUUUAGCUAAAUUUGAAUAUUUGACUGUGAUAUGUGGUUGCCUCACCUAGCUAUCUUAAGAUGAAUACACUUACUGUAAAUUGCUCUGCAUAAGAGCAUCUGCUAAAUUACUAAAAUGUCAAAUGUAAAUGUUUUACAUACAGAUCUCAUAUUACUGUAUUGAAUUAUAAUUUGUUAAAUAAAAUACAUACACUACCAGUCAAAAGUUUGGACACACCUACUCAUUCAAGGGUUUUUCUUUAUUUUUUACUAUUUUUUACAUUGUAGAAUAAUAGUGAAGACAUCAAAACUAUGAAAUAACACAUAUGGAAUCAUGUAGUAACCAAAGAAGUGUUAAACAAAUCAAAAUAUAUUUUCUAUUUGAGAUUCUUCAAAUAGCCAACCUUGAUGACAGCUUUGCACACUCUUGGCAUUCUCUCAACCAGCAGUCACCUGGAAUGCAUUUCAAUUAACAGGUGUGCCUUGUUAAAAGUUAAUUUGUGGAAUUUCUUUCCUUCUUAAUGCGUUUGAGCCAAUCAGUUGUGUUGUGACAAGGUAGGGGGGUAUACAGAAGAUAGCCCUAUUUGGUAAAAGACCAAGUCCAUAUUAUGGCAAGAACAGCUCAAAUAAGCAAAGAGAAAUGACAGUCCAUCAUUCCUUUAAGACAUGAAGGUCAGUCAAUACGGAACAUUUCAAGAACUUUGAAAGUUUCUUCAAGUGCAGUUGCAAAAACCAUCAAGCGCUAUGAUGAAACUGGCUCUCAUGAGGACCACCACAGGAAUGGAAGACCCAGAGUUACCUCUGCUGCAGAGGAUAUGUUCAUUAGAGAUACCAGCCUCAGAAAUUGCAGCCCAAAUAAAUUAAGUCACAGACACAUCUCAACAUCAACUGUUCAGAGGGGACUGUGUGAAUCAGGCCUUCAUGGUCAAAUUGCUGCAAAGAAAGCACUACUAAAGGACACCAAUACCAGCGGAAAUUUGUCCUUUGGUUCCAACCGCCGUGUCUUUGUGAGAUGCGGUGUGGGUGAACGAAUGAUCUCCGCAUGUGAAGUUCCCACCGUUAAGCAUGGAGGAGGAGCUGUUAUGGUGUGGGGGUGCUUUGCUGGUGACACUGUCUGUGAUUUAUUUAGAACUCAAGGCACACUUAACCAGCAUGGCUACCACAGCAUUCUGCAGCGAUGCGCCAUCCCAUCUGGUUUGCACUUAGUGGGACUAUCAUUUGUUUUUCAACAGGACAAUGACCCAAAACACACCUCCAGGCUGUGUAAGGGCUAUUUGACCAAGAAGGAGAGUGAUGGAGUGCUGCAUCAGAUGACCUGGCCUCCACAAUCCCCCGACCUCAACCCAAUUGAGAUGGUUUGGGAUGAGUCGGACGGCAGAGUGAAGGAAAAGCAGCCAACAAGUGCUCAGCAUAUGUGGGAACUCCUUCAAGACUGUUGGGAAAGCAUUCCAGGUGAAGCUGGUUGAGAGAAUGACAAGAGUGUGCAAAGCUGUCAUCAAGGGUGGCUAUUUGAAGAAUCUCAAACAUAAAAUAUAUUUUGAUUUGCUUAACACUUUUUUGGUUACUACAUGAUUCCAUAUGUGUUAUUUCAUGGUUUUGAUGUCUUCACUAUUAUUCUACAUGUAAAAAAUUGUAAAAAUAUAGAAAAAUCCUUGAAUGAGUAGGUGUGUCCAAACUUUUGACUGGUACUGUAUAUAUUGAUGUCACAAAUGUAUUAUUUGUACAUUGCUUUAUUAAAAUGUAGUUAUUUGUUACAUUUGACUGUGUAAAACCUAGCAGUACUACUAUUUCACUGAGAGUGAGGUGGAUAUAUAGCAUUUAGGAAAAAACAUGAUUAUUUGUCUCUAUGACAAUAACCCCAUGCCAUAAUUAGAUAGUGAAAAAACACACCAAUCUCUUUCAUAAUUUCGGUAAACAAUAAAAGCUAAUUUACCUACAUUUCUGAAAAUGAAUAUAUAGUAUUUUGGAAUGAAAAUCUUCAUAUGUCUUUAGUUCAAUAUGACGUUUUCAUUGAUACCCGUGUACAGUCUGAAAUCCUUAGGCAUAAACAUCAAUAAAUAGUUUAGAAUUAGGUUAUCUAUGUCCUCAUAGCAUUAUACUGUGUGCCUGUGUGCGUGUUUGUGUGUCUGUCUGUAUCUGAUCCCUCUCUCUCUGUCUCUGUCAGGUUUACAGGUAGUGUUGAACUCCAUCAUUAAAGCCAUGGUUCCUCUGCUCCACAUCGCUCUGCUCGUCCUCUUCGUCAUCAUCAUCUAUGCCAUCAUCGGCCUGGAACUCUUCAUCGGCAAGAUGCACACUACCUGCUACCUGGUGGGCACCGGUAAGAACCUGCGUCCGUAAUCUCUCCAUCUCAGUCCUCCUCAGUCUGUCAAAUGUUAGUCUUUCCAGCUUUUGAUGCAUGUCAGCUAUACAAAAGUUAUGCUGCAUUUAGACGAGGGACGCAAAAAACGUCAUACCAGUCAGAAUAGCGGGACAAGAAAGCAAGAAAGACAGUGACAGAAAAAGCAAGCCUGCACGAUGGUAUGCGAUGCUAUGGGGAUUUCAAUAAACAAUCAAUGCAAAUCAACAUCCGGUAGAAAACAAUGCUAUGGCAGACGGCAAAAGUUAAAAUAUUUUAACUCUGGCGACAAGUCCCAUCUACCGUGGCGGCUGUAGGCAUUCACCGCUAGCCUCAGCGGCAUUUACCGUCGUUCUCUCAUUGAAAACAAUGACAUCCGGUUUGCCGUCUACCUCAUGCCAUCUAAACGCAGUAUUACUGAUAACCCAUUGUUUUCUGUCUCUGUGGUACAUCAACGUAUGAGACCCCCAUACUGUAGAAAAACACUAGGCUUAGUCCUUUUUUGACUGAUAUGAAUUAUCUGUCUGUACAAACCCUAAGACUUCAGUCAGUCACUGGUUGGAAUCAACUUUGAUUCAAUAUUUAAUCGGCUGACAAUCAUUACCCUUAUUUUAGUACUCAGUCCCUGAAUAUGAAUGAAUAUACAAUGAAUAUCACUUACAGUCAAUCAUAGGGAUAUGUAUGAAACAUGUACUGUAUAUGAAAGCUAGAUGACAUUGUUUCAUUACUCAGCUACAAUAAGCUAGUCUUAUAAUGGGGAGCUUAUGGACGGUAUGACGUGUGUAUGUAUGGCCCUCUCUCUUUGUUUACUUGUUUGUUUACAUCCCUGUGGUAGUUGAGAAGCAGCCAUGCAGGGCAGUUCAGGGCAGAGUAGAACCAGAUCUCUGCUAGCUAUAAUCCGGGGCUCUAUGCUGAUGUUUGCCCUUGAGAAAGGCACUUACCUGGGGCUCAGACCACUUCUCAUCAUCAUGCUAUAGGAAGAGAUUAUGGAUGAAGGGAGAUGUAAGCCAUGUCAGUUGAGCUGAUUAAGUGGAACUGCAGGGGGUGAAUUUAUGAAUGGAAUGUAUGUGAGAUAAUGAAUGUAAUUUACAUGCAACAUAGCAGGGAGUUAGGGACAGUGGUGAAUGGCGAAUGGCGCAGUGGUCUAAGGCACUGCAUCGCAGUGCUAGCUGUUCCACUAGAGAUCCUGGUUCGAAUCCAGGCUCUGUCGUAGCCGGCCGCGACCGGGAGACCCAUGGGGCGGCGCACAAUUGGCCCAGCGUCGUCCAGGGUAGGGGAGGGAAUGGCCAGCAGGGAUGUAGCUCAGUUGGUAGAGCAUGGUGUUUGCAACGCCAGGUUUGUGGGUUCGAUUCCCACGGGGGGCCAGUAUGAAAAUAAAUAAAUAAUGUAUGCACUAACUGUAAUUCGCUCUGGAUAAGAGCGUCUGCUAAAUGACUUAAAUGUGUGUGAUUGUGUGUGUGUGAGAGAGCCUCUGAUGAGCUUGUGUGCUAUAAGAAUUAUGUGUAAACACUAUACUAUACACUAUACAUGUGGUCCUCUGUAGCUCAAUUGGUAGAGCAUGGCGCUUGUAACGCCAGGGUAGUGGGUUCGAUCCCGGGGACCACCCAUACGUAAAAAUUUAUGCGCACAUGACUGUAAGUCGCUUUGGAUAAAAGCGUCUGCUAAAUGGCAUAUUAUUAUUAUUAUUAUUAUUAUUAUUAUUAUUAUACAUAUAGAAUGUGUAUCUGUAAGCAAAACUGCACAACAUGGUGUGAUUUAUAAGGGCCACACUUUUCUGUGCGUCCGAGUGUCUUUUCACAUCACUGGAUGUAUUUGAUAUUCUCGUUGCACUCUGAUGUCAUCAUUGUUUACUAAGCUGUUGUAAGGCAUUCCAUGCUGUGCAUCAUUGUUGUGCAUAUUUAGUAACUUCUAACUACUCUCCUUCCCUCUUUCUCCCAUAUCUCUCCUUUCCCUCCCCCUCUCUCUCUAUAUGCCUUAUAGGCAUUCUGGCAGAGGAGGAGCCUGUUCCGUGUGCAAUGUCAGGCCAUGGGCGCCAGUGCAUGAUUAAUGGGACUGUAUGUAGAGAGGGAUGGCAUGGCCCCAACGGUGGCAUCACCAACUUUGACAACUUCCUGUUUGCCAUGCUCACUGUUUUCCAGUGUAUCACCAUGGAGGGCUGGACUGAUGUUCUCUACUGGGUGAGGCUGCUGCUUUAUGAACGACACCCAGCUAGCAACUAGUUAGCCAUCUCUACUCACAUUAACACAGAGGUUUCAACAGGGUUAGCUUAGCUUCAUUGCUAUUACUGGAUGAGCUCCACUCAAAUCCAACCUAUAGAACUUCUAUAAAAUGUCAGACUAGAGGUCUUCACGGGUCCAAAAAGUUGGACCCUUUCCAAAAUGAACCUGGGGCUUUCCCAUCCAGACCCGAUAUGCAUAAAUACAUUUUUAUAAAUAUAGAAACCCGUUCCGAACGGACCCGAGGACAACUAGACCUGUAUAGACCUAGUUGGAUCCAGACACGGUCAAAUCCGAGUGAGGGAAGCAGCAGAAAAGUCCAAUUUUUAAGCUACUUUAUUAACCGGAGUUGAUAAAGUGCGAGGGAGAGGAGGUAGAGAGAGGUGACGCUCUAGCAGGGGCCGUGGUGUGUGUAGGCUACUGUGAGUGUGAGUGAGUGACACGGGGAACAGGGAGGAGGGAGGGAGAGAUGAGAGACAGCAACCAACCAAGCCGGCUUGUGCUAUAGUACACUAAUAGCUGCCAUAUCUAGGUUAUUUAUCAUUCAAUAUGAUUACGUAGUAUCUGUCUUGACUGUAUCAAACCGGGAGAAGCUAGUUAAGCUAGCUAGCUAGCUAAGUAGCUAGGCUAAUUGAGGCUGCAUGCGCUCAUCCUACACACUUAAACCAACAACAACUCCAUUCAGAAUAUAAAGUAGCAGCCUACCUGUUCUUGGUCGUUGUAGCAGGGAGCAGUCGGAAGAGAGAGAGGGAGGCGGAGGGAGAGAGAGAGGGGAGAGAGAGAGAGAGAGGAGAGAUAGAUCAGAGAGAGCGAAGAGAGCGAAGAGCGGAAGAGAGAGCGAGCUCGCUUCUGAGAUCGAUAGUCUAGAUCUAUACUGCUAUUCUCUACUCUGUCCUACUCUCUAUCUCUUCUCUCUCCUCAUUCUCUCAUCUCUCUCUCUCUCUCUCUCUCUCUCUCUCUCUCUUCUCUCUACUGCAGCAGUCACGUUUGGAUCUGUAUGGGUCCAUCCGAACAAGUCAAUUAAAAUGACACAUGCUCGAGACCUGUUACAAUCAUAUCAGAUCCAAUAGUAUUUAGAAUUCUGGAUCCGCUCUGGUCCUGGAACGGGUCUCGGGUAUUCGGGUACAGGUGGAUCGGUGAAGACCUCUCUGUCAGACAUACACAAACAUACUCCACCCCCUUUUCUGCGGUGUGGGUGCAGGAUUUUGCUCCAGCCAACUGUAACACAACCUGAUUCAUAGUCUUCAUCAACAAAUGAGCUGUGUUACUGUUUUGGCUGAAACAAAAGCCUGCACCCACACUAGUCUUAAAGAGAGAGCGUCACUGAAAAGAGGAAAUAACAUCAGGGAUAAAUUGUACUUACCGGUAGAAUAGUUUCAGGGAUUUUAUGUCAGACUGUAAUCUGUACUUCUAAUACGGCGCUAAAUGAUCAAAAUAAAUAGGUCAGGUUGAUAUAGUUUUACCAGGAACUUCUGGAUUGUCCUCUAAAGCUAACUGUGACUGUGACUGUUGUUGUUGUUUCAGAUGAAUGAUGCCAUGGGUUCUGAGCUGCCCUGGGUCUACUUCGUCAGUCUGGUCAUCUUCGGCUCCUUCUUUGUUCUCAACCUGGUUCUGGGAGUGUUAAGCGGGUAAGACAUUAGACUCAUCAAUGUACUAUAUACAUAUGCACGUACAAACGCAUGAGAGUGCACACACAGAAAUACACACAUAGAGGGAACAGGUUUCUGAGUUUUUGUCUUUGUGUGUGUGUGUGUGUGUGUGUGUGUGUGUGUGUGUGUGUGUGUGUCUGUGUGUGUCCAUCCACAGAGAGUUUUCCAAGGAGAGAGAGAAGGCCAAGGCUCGUGGAGACUUCCAGAAGCUGAGAGAGAAGCAGCAGCUGGAGGAGGAUCUGAAGGGCUACCUGGACUGGAUCACUCAGGCUGAGGACAUCGACCCUGAGAAUGACGAGGAGGGGGAUGAGGAGGGGGGCAAACGCAACCGUGAGUCCUCCUACCUCACCACCCCCUUCACAUCACAUUCCCCUCUGUUCUACUUAGAUUUUGAUUUUAUUAGGAUCCCCAUUAGCCGACUCCAAUGGCGACAGCUAGUCUUACUGGGGUCUGACACAUAACGAAAAAGACAUUGCAAACAAAAUACUUUACAAUUUACAUACAUUUAAAACAUUAACAUGUAGUGUGUGUGUGUGCGUCUAUCACUUACACAUACAUGUCAGUACAUACACACAAAAAGUAGGUCAAAUGAGGGAGAGGCGUUGUGCCGUGAGGUGUUGCUUUAUUAGUUUUUUUAAACCAGGUUUUCUGUUCACUUGCGCUAUAUGAGAUGGAAGGGAGUUCCAUGCAAUCAUGGCUCUGUAUAAUACUGUAUGUUUCCUUGAAUUUGUUCUGGACCUGGGGACUGUGAAAAGACCCCUGGUGGCAUGUCUGGUGGGAUAAGUGUAUGUGUCAGUGCUGUGUGUAAGUUGACUAUGCAAACAAUUUGGAAUUUCCAACACAUUAAUGUUUCUUGUAAAAACAACAAGUGAUGCAGUAAGUCUUUUCUCAACUCUUAGCCAAGAGAGACUGGCAUGCAUAGUAUUGAUAUUAGCCUCUGAUUACAAUGAAGAACAAAAUGUGCCUCUCUGUUCUGGGCCAGCUGCAGCUUAACUAGGUCCUUCUUUGCAGCACUUGACCAUAUGACUGGACAAUAAUCAAGAUAAGAUAAAACUAGAGCCUGCAGGACUUGCUUUGUGGAGUGUGGUGUCAAAAAAGCAGAGCAUCUCUUUAUCACGGACAGACCUCUCCCCAUCUUAACAACCAUUGAAUCUAUAUGUUUUGACCAUGACAGUUUACAAUCUAAGGUCAAACCAAGUAAUUUAGUCUCUUCAACUUGCUCAACAGCCACACCAUUCAUUACCAGAUUCAGCUGAGCUCUAAAACUUAGGGAAUUAUUUAGUUUUAGAGAUGUUCAGGGACCAGUUUAUUACUGGCCACUAGGGCUUACCCCAUUUAGUCAACUGGUCGAUUGUUUGGUUGAUAGGCUGUUGGUCGACCGAGAUUUCUUUAGUCGUGAAGUCGUUUUUUUUGUUUUUGUUCAUGGUGCACAAGAUACCUGUCUGAUUCACACCUGUCUCAGUGGACUAAUCCAUUGCGGAGGCCACAGGAAUGGCACAGUCCAUCACUCUAAGACGUGAUACUGAAAUUGUAUAUGGCUAUAUUAUGUAAGAAUAAUGGUGCAACACUAAUACAUCUUAGAUUAUUUUUAUAACGUUUUAGGGAAGACCCAGAUGCAGACAGUGUCGAAGUAACAAAAGUUUAUUACUAGAACAGGGGGCAGGCAAAACGACAGGUCAAGGGCAGGCAGAGGUCAGUAAUCCAGAUCAGAGUCCAAAAGGUACAGAACGGCAAGCAGGCUCAGGGUCAGGGCAGGCAGAAUGGUCAAAUCCAGGAAAACUAGAAAACAGGAACUUUAGAAAAGACAGGAGCAAGGGGAAAAACGCAGGUAGGCUUGAUGAACAAAAUGAACUGGCAACAGCCAAACAGAGAACUGCCGCCUUUCCCUAUGUUGCUAUGUGCAUAAUAGCAAAGUUAACCAGCAUAUUGGGAUUGGCGAACAAUGCGGCGGAGGCAGCAGUAGCAGAGACCAGGAAACUGCCCUUGCCUUAGCCUAAUUGUCUAAGAAAAUUGAGGAGAGAGGAAACCCCAACUUAAUUAGGUCUAUAAUCAAUAGCCUAACUGUUAAAUGUGCCUGGCUUUAUAAAUCAUCCAUAUAUACUGUACAGUUGAAGUCGGAAAUUUACAUACACUUAGGUUGGAGUCAUUAAAACUUGUUUUUCAACCACUUCACAAAUUUCUUGUUAACAAACCAUAGUUUUGGCAAGUCGGUUAGGACAUCUACUUUGUGCAUAACACAAGUAAUUUUUCCAACAAUUGUUUACAGACAGAUUAUUUCGCUUAUAAUUCACUGUAUCACAAUUCCAGUGGGUCAGAAGUUUACCUACACUAAGUUGACUGUGCCUUUAAACACCUUGGAAAAUUCCAGAAAAUGAUGUCAUGGCUUUAGAAGCUUCUGAUAGGCUAAUUGACAUAAUUUGAGUCAAUUGGAGGUGUACCUGUGGAUGUAUUUCAAGGCCUACCUUCGAACUCAGUGCCUCUUUGCUUGACAUCAUGGGAAAAUCAAAAGAAAUCAGCCAAGACCUCAGAAAAAAAAUUGUAGACCUCCACAAGUCUGGUUCAUCCUUGGGAGCAAUUUCCAAACGCCUGAAGGUACCACGUUCAUCUGUACAAACAAUAGUAUGCAAGUAUAAACACCAUGGGACCACGCAGCCAUCAUACCACUCAGGAAGGAGACGCGUUCUGUCUCCUAGAGAUGAACGUACUUUGGUGCGAAAAAUGCAAAUCAAUCCCAGAACAACAGCAAAGGACCUUGUGAAGAUGCUGGAGGAAACAGGUACAAAAGUAUCUAUAUCCACAGUAAAACGAGUUCUAUAUCGACAUAACCUGAAAGGCCGCUCAGCAAGGAAGAAGCCAAUGCUCCAAAACCGCCAUAUAAAAGCCAGACUACGGUUUGCAACUGCACAUGGGGACAAAGAUCGUACUUUUUGGAGAAAUGUCCUCUGGUCUGAUGAAACAAAAAUGGAACUGUUUGGCCAUAAUGACCAUCGUUAUGUUUGGAGGAAAAAGGGGAAGGCUUGCAAGCCGAAGAACACCAUCCCAACUGUGAAGCAGGGUGGUGGCAGCAUCAUGCUGUGGGGGUGCUUUGCUGCAGGAGGGACUGGUGCACUUCACAAAAUAGAUGGCAUCAUGAGGAAGGAAAAUUAUGUGGAUAUAUUGAAGCAACAUCUCAAGACAUCAGUCAGGAAGUUAAAGCUUGGUCGCAAAUGGGUCUUCCAAAUGGACAAUGACCCCAAGCAUACUUCCAAUGUUGUGCCAAAAUGGCUUAAGGACAACAAAGUCAAGUUAUUGGAGUGGCCAUCACAAAGCCCUGACCUCAAUCCUAUAGAACAUUUGUGGGCAGAGCUGAAAAAGCGUGUGCGAGCAAGGAGGCCUACAAACCUUACUCAGUUACACCACCUCUGUCAGGAGGAAUGGGCCAAAACUCACCCAACUUAUUGUGGGAAGCUUGUGGAAGGCUAGCCGAAACGUUUGACCCAAGUUAAACAAUUGAAAGGCAAUGCUACCAAAUAUAAUUGAGGGUAUGUAAACUUCUGACCCACUGGAAUAUUUAUACAUGGUCAGUAGCAGUGUAGCAAAUCUUCCGCAGAUCUGACUUCCCCUUUCCCCCCUGAACAACCAGUAAACAUUAGACCAUUUUUAGUUUCUUUUUCACAUCCUCUGCAUCCAUUUUGCUGACAUGUGUUAUUGUGUUCGGGGUUUGUUAUAACCAAUUUAUUGAUGUGAUUAUGAUAGGCUAUAGGUCAGGCCCUAUUGGUCACAUGCAUGCGAUGCUUACAUGUUUCACAUAAAAGAGAGCAAGGGUUGAGGGAAUAAACAAAUUAGGGAUUUCGGUAAAAUAACCUUUCAGUCAGAAACAAGUAAUAAACUAAAUUGAAAUUAUGUUGCAGCUUCAGCACGGACAGCGCAAUAAACACUUGCUGUGCUGUGGUGCCUUUUUGCUGCAGUAUGGAGGAGAGCGAGACAAGGUGCGCCAGUCAGGCACUCGCUGUCAUUUUUUUUCGGGACCAUCGGGCUCUUUCUUGAGCCAUUUGUGUGUCUUUAUUAUUUAAUCAAACAGUGCGCUUAAUACAUCAGGCAAACUCAGUGCAUAUGUAGUUGAUUUUAUUCAGUCUGUCUAUAUAUGUAAAAAUAAGUUGAAACAUUUUGACCAAUCGAUUGGUCGAAAGAACAGGACGACUCUCGGUUUACCAAGAUUUUUUGUUAGUCGGGGACAGCACUACUGGUCACCCAUUCAAAAACUGACUGCAACUCUUUGUUUAGGGUUGCAGUGACUUCACUAGCUGUGGUUGCUAAUGCGUAUAGGGUUGAAUCAUCAGCGUACAUGGCCACACAGGCUUGGUUUAAUGCCAGUGACAGGUCAUUGGUAAAAAUAAAAAAGAGUAGAGGGCCAAGAGAGCUGCCCUGCGGUACACCACACUUUACAUGUUUAUCAUCAGAGAAAUUCCAUUAAAGAAUAACCUAUGUGUUCUAUUAAAUAGAUUGCUCUGAAUCCUCAAUUUGUCGGAGGUUGAAAAGCUAUAACACAUACGUUUUUUCAACAACAGGUUAUGGUCAAUAAUAUCAAAGGCUGCACUGAAAUCUAACAGUACAGCUCCCACAACCUUUUUAUAUGUUCAACCAAUCGUCAGUCAAUUGUGUCAGUGCAGUACAUGUUGAGUGCUCUUCUCUAUAAGCAUGCUGAAAGUCAUGCUGAAAAUCUAUUCUACCCUUUUAGGAGCACCUGGCCAGCUGUGUGGUUCAGAGACAGGGACAGAGGUCUAGGUUUUAAACAGGGUUUAAAUAAAUCUGUUUUUGGAAUGCAAUAAUGGGUGUUUGUUCCCUGUUGGUUCUACCACCUGUUCCUGUGAUGUUAUGUCACUGGAUCAUAUUGCUAUUGAUCCCAGGACUUCCUGAGAAAUUGUUAUCAUUCUGGUUAAAUCAAAUGAAAGUGAAUGUCAUGUCUGCUGCUUCAGCCGUCACACACACACACACACACACACACACACACACACACACACACACACACACACACACACACACACACACACACACACACACACACACACACAGGAAUGAUGAUGAUAUGACUUAUGUGGAAGAAAGAGACAGUAAUCCAAAUCCUCUUUAUGUAAGCGUAUGCAGCAUGAUACAUGACGACAUAGCGCUUCCUGUUGGGAUGAGACACUUGCUGGGCAUAGAUGCUGUUGAUAGAUACACUAUAUAUACAGAAUUAUGUGGACAUCGCUUCAAAUGAGUGGAUUCGGCUAUUUCAGCCACACCUGUUGCUGACAGGUGUAUACAAUUUAGCACACAGCCAUGCAAUCUCCAUAGACAAACAAUGGCAGUAGAAUUGCCUUACUGAAGAGCUCAGUGACUUUCAACGUGGCACCGUCAUAGGAUGCCACCAUUCCAACAAGUCAGUUCGUCAAAUUUCUGCCCUGUAGAGCUGCCCCGGUCAACUGUAAGUGCUGCUAUUGUGGAAACAUCUAGGAGCAACAACGGCUCAGCCGCGAAGUGAUAGGCCACACAAGCUCACAGAAUGGGACCACCGAGUGCUGAAGCGCGUAGCUCGUAAAAAUCGUCUGUCCUCAGUUGCAACACUCAAUAUCGAGUUCCAAACUGCCUCUGGAAGCAACUUCAGCACAAUAACUGUUCGUCGGGAGCUUCAUGAAAUGGGUUUCCAUGGCCGAGCAUCCGCACACAAGCCUAAGAUCAUCAUGCACAAUGCCAAUGCUGGAGUGGUGUAAAGCUUGCCGCCAUUGGACUCUGGAGCAGAGGAAACGUGUUCUCUGGAGUGAUUAAUCACUCUUCACCAUCUGGCAGUCCGACGGAUGAAUCUGGGUUUGGCGGCUGCCUGGUGAACGCUUCCUGCCCCAAUGCAUAGUACCAACUGUAAGGUUUGGUGGAGAAGGAAUAAUGGUCUGGGGCUGUUUUUCAUGGUUCGGGAUAGGCCUCUUAGUUCCAGUGAAGGGAAAUCUUAACGCUAUAGCAUACAAUGACAUUCUAGACGAUUCGGUGCUUCCAACUUUGUGGCAACAGUUUGGGAAAGGCCCUUUCCUGUUUCAGCAUGACAAUGCCCCCGUGCACAAAGCGAGGUCCACACAAAAAUGGUUUGUCGAGAUCGGUGUGGAAGAACUUGACUGGCUUGUACAGAGCCCUGACCUCAACCCCAUCGAACACCUUUGGGAUGAAUUGGAACGCCGACUGCGAGCCAGGCCUAAUCGCUCAACAUCAAUGACCGACCUCAGUAAUGCUCUUGUGGCUGAAUGGAAGCAAGUCCCCGCAGCAAUGUUUUCCAACGUCUAGUGGAAAGCGUUCGCAGAAGAGUGGAGGCUGUUAUAGCAGCAAAGGGGGGACCAACUCCAUAUUAAUGCCCACGAUUUUGGAAUGAGAUGUUCGACGAGUAGGUGUCCACAUACUUCUGGUCAUGUAGUGUAUGUAGACUGACAGACUGACAGACAGACUGACUGACAGACUGUGUGUGUGUGCAUGCAUGUGCGUUUUAUUGUACAGAGAGAGAGAGAGCGAGAGAGAGAGAGAGAGAAAUAGAGAGAGAGAGAGAGAGAGAGAGAGAGAGAGAGAGAGAGAGAGAGAGAGAGAGAGAGAGAGAGAGAGAGAGGAGAGAGAGAGAGAGAGAGAUUGGCUGUAAUAUCCAUCUGAUCUGGGCCAUUUUUAGCAGACAUAAUAGGCACGUCAAUGAUGCUAUUGUUCUAUCUUUGUCUCCCCCCGUCAUUAACUAUAAUGCCUGGGAGAUCUAGAGAGUUAGACUAAUGCAUGCCUGUAGGUUUGAGUGCCUCAUCUACUGUAUCAGCAAUACUCUCACUCUCACUAUUGGGCUGUACAUGGUAACUAUGUACUGAUGUACUGUUUCUUUUUGAGUGUGUAUGGGACAUUAGUUGAGCUGGUUGCUAUUGUAAACAAAAAGCAGUAAAUACUACUACAGUGUCUUAUCAUGAUCAGGAUAAGCCAAACAAACUCAAUCCUCAAUAAUGUUAGGUUUAUAUUAGAACAUUUUAUUUCAGAUAGUGUAUUUAUACAUGGUCAGUAGCAGUGUAGCAAAUGCUUUGGCGUACACCCAGUGAAAGUAAUGAUGUGAUUGUGAAUGGGUUUUCUUGGCAAACAUGACUCUGUGGUAGAAUCCCUUGAGGCCUUGAGGUGUCUGUGUGAGUCUGUUUAAAAAGAGAUGAUUGUUUCUGGAAAAGCCUCUCCCACUGCUCUGCCUGGCGCUGCCGCAGCCCUAGCUCUAUCGAUAUAUCUACCUACUGUAACUAUCUAUCUGUGAGUUUUAGGUCUCCAUAGAAAGCUUUAUUAGUGCAUAUUUGUGUGGUGUGUAAGCUUUCACUGUGUUAGACUAUUAGCUCCCUCUAUGUCAGUUGUCUAUGUGUGUUGACUAGAUAGCAUAAUGUACUAACUCUCUUUCCUUAAUGUACAUGUUUUGUUCUGCGUAGAGUUCAACUCUGUGUGGCCCACUAGCUUCUACUAAUAGAUGUCCUUCUUCUCCUCUCAUCUGCUCUACAACUGCUUCUUCUUCUCUCCUUCUUUCAUGCCUUCUAGUUCUUGGCUCCUCCUCUCUUUCGUCUCUAAUGUUUUGUUCAGUGCUUCUCUAGUCUCUUCCUAACUGCUUGUAUAGUAGUAGAUGUCUAUUCUCUCUUGUUCUCUACUGAUUCACUGCUCCCUCUGCUGUCUAAAUGCAUGUACUGCAUGCCUUUAUAACACCAAGGCGUCACACUGGCUGACCUAACGGAGAAGAAGAAAGGGAAGUUUGGCUGGUUCAGCCAGUCCACAGAGACACAUGGUAAAUUGGGCUGUGUGUGUGUGUGUGUGUGUGUGUGUGUGUGUGUGUGUGUGUGUGUGUGUGUUUUUUUUCCCUCCCUCCUUUGCUUGCUUGUGCUUUGCUACUAGUUUGAUGUGUGCUUGUCCCAAUUGUUGUGUUCAAUCAUCUCUACUACUACUCUUCAUUUCACUCAAUCAGCCUCUUCAUUAGAUCUGUGUCCUCAUUUUGUCUUGAUUCUUUGGUAAAGUAGGACAAGUAGUGAGUGGGUGGAUUUGUGAAUCAAACAUCAGUAUUAUGAGACACAACCAGCAUGUUUAAGUCUUCUAGAGGUUACGAGAGGUCGGUGGGUAGAAGGAUUACUGUUAUACUAUUCCAGGUAUUCCUUAAAGAGGUAGGGUUUCAAGUGUCUCCGGAAGGUGGUCAGUGACUCCGCUGUCCUGGCGUCGUGGGGGAGCUUGUUCCACCAUUGGGGUGCCAGAGCAGCGAAUAGCUUUGACUGGGCUGAGUGGGAACUGUGCUUCCGUAGAGGUAGGGGGGCUAGCAGGCCAGAGGUGGAUGAACGUAGUGCUCUCGUUUGGGUGUAAGGUCUGAUCAGAGCCUGAAGGUAAGGAGGUGCCGUUCCCCUCACAGCUCCAUAGGCAAGCACCAUGGUUUUGUAGUAGAUGCGAUUGUUGGUCAUGUGAUUGUUGUACUGUAGCCUAGAAUUCUCCAGAACUGGACCAAAGGUGAAUAAGGGAUAUAUUGUCUGCAGAUGUGAACACAUUGAUAUGUUGACUAUGGAAAGGGUAUGCAUUGUAAACAAUCAAAAUAGGAAAGGGUAUGCAUUGUAAACAAUCAAAAUAGAUAGAUUGAACUGUAGACAUGCAUUGUGGGGUGAUUUUGAGUCAUUCAUUGCCAUUUCUUUAUUUGAUUCAUUUUUCCUUUAGAUAUUUUGUGGAGUAUUUUUGACCUUGUACUUACCUGGUCAUAAGGUUUGUACAGCAUCUGCACAGAUCCACUACUAGUAUAACUUUUCAAGCCCCAUCAGAAACCACAAUAUUGUUAUCCCAUUCGCAUACUAAACAGCAUGGAUGAUCUGUGCAGGUGCUGCAAUCAGCCCUCUGUAUUCUGACUGUCAAUGAUGGUCCUCAAAGAGCCCUAUACUGAAUGAUGAGGAUAUUCAAUCAUGCCAUCAUUACUAGAUUUAAAGUAUAUUACCCAAAACACUCAACCAUAAACAGGAUUGGGUUGGUUACUUUCUAAAUGUAAUCCGUUACAGUUACUAGUUACCUGUCCAAAAUUGUAAUCAGUAAUGUAACUUUUGGAUUGCCCAAACUCAGUAACGUAAUCUGAUAACUUUCAGUUACUUUUGGAUUACGUUCCCCUUAAAAGGCAUUAAAAAGAGACAAAAAGGAUCCAUCAAAUGGUCUCUGACUUGUGGUCAAAAAAAAAUUCAAUGCUGAAUUGAAUGUCAUUGAGAAAACAGAAAGGUGUCAUAAUUUUUUUUCUUUUUCGCAAACAUGCUUUCUGAAUUUAGAAGUAAUCCAAGAAGUAAUCAUCUUGUUUUUCAAAAGUAUCUGUAAUCUGAUUACAAUAUUUUAGCUGGUAAAGUAACCGAUUACAGUUACAGUUACUCCCCAAACCUGACCAUAAGGGUUCUUUAGGUCGGAAAGUCAGAGCCAUCGUUCGACUGGAUCUCACCUUACUUCCUGUGUUUGUGUGAUGUAACAGCAAGCAUGCCCGCCAGCGAGACAGAGUCUGUGAACACUGACAACCCCAACGGAGAGGACGAUAAGACUAACUGCUGUGGCCCACUCUGGUGAGUCUGUCUGUCUGUGUCUGUGUCUGUCUGUCUCUGUCUCUGUCUCUGUCUCUGUCUCUGUCUCUGUCUCUCUCUCUCUCUCUCUCUCUCUCUCUCUCUCUCUCUCUCUCUCUCUCUCUCUCUCUCUGUCUCUGUCUCUGUCUCUGUCUCUGUCUCUCUCUCUCUCUCUGUCUCUGUCUCUCUGUCUCUGUCUGUCUCUGUCUCUGUCUCUGUCUCUGUCUCUGUCUCUCUCUCUCUGUCUCUGUCUCUGUCUCUGUCUCUGUGUUUGUCUCUGUGUCUGUCUCUGUCUCUGUCUCUGUCUCUGUGUCUGUGUCUGUGUCUGUGUCUGUGUCUGUGUCUGUCAAGGUUCAAGGUUCCUUUCUACCUGAAUAGACAAGUGGCUUAAAAAGCUACUGUAAUACGUCAUUCAUGCAAAUGGACAUUAACAAUAUGAUUCUUCAUUUCCUCAGUCAAAAAAUUAUAAAAUCUAAGUACAGGUCAGUCCUCUGUCAGUACAAUGUCAUUCGAUUUUUUGCAUGGUCCUGAUGCACAUUGUGGAGAUUCAUCGUCACUCGCUUGUGUUUUUCCCCCACACACACUCUGUCCCUCCUGAUCAGUCACUGCACUCCUGCCCAUGUCCUCUUCAUCAUCACCAAAUCUUCAUCAUCCUCACAAUGUCUGCCUUUUGUUUAGUCUGUGACCCUGACAUUGUUUGAGAUCUUCUGUCUAACAAGCAUGAUUUCAUUACAGUUCACAAUUAACCUGUGCAUUAAAUCCUGUGUUAAUCAACCAGUAUGUAAGACCACUUCCGGGUUCGAGUCAGAUUGUGACAUAAUUUCCUCUCUCUUGAAGUCGGCGAUGGCGUCGCUGGAACCGGUUCUGCCGCAGGAAGUGUCGUGUUGCAGUGAAGUCGGUGUCUUUCUAUUGGCUGGUGAUCAUCCUGGUGUUUCUCAACACGCUCACCAUCUCCUCAGAGCACUACAACCAGCCUGACUGGCUCACUGAAGUACAGGGUGGGUAGAGGGUAGAGGAUCAACAUUUUCCAAUCACAUAGCUUCAGCAUAAUGUGUACUUUACAGUGUCCUCCUCAGGAACUCACAGCAUACAUACCAUGUUCUCCUUGAAUCUUACAAUCUACAAUGUCAUUGUACUACAGUAUUGUCCUUGAUAAUCAGACAAUACCUAUGACAUACCCAGAUACUGUAUCUGCAGCAUACAGUAACCCUUCCUACCAGAUCCCCAUAGCAGUGAUCUUUAUAACUGGAACAUGUUGUACUGUAAUGUCUACAUGCUGAUGUCCUCUGCUCUCCAGAUGUGGCCAACAAGGUUCUGCUGGCUCUGUUUACGUGUGAGAUGCUGGUGAAGAUGUAUAGUCUGGGCCUGCAGGCCUACUUCGUGUCUCUGUUCAACCGCUUCGACUGCUUCGUGGUGUGUGGCGGCAUCGUGGAGACCAUCCUGGUGGAGCUGGCCAUCAUGUCUCCCCUGGGCAUCUCUGUGUUCCGUUGUGUCCGCCUGCUACGCAUCUUCAAGGUCACACGGUGAGACUGGGAGACUUCAGGAGGGGCUGGACAUAGACUGAUGUGGUGGAGGUGUAAUAUUGGCAAAAUGUUUACCUCUGUGAUACGUUCACGUUGCAUCUCUUUCUUUGCUCACUGGUUUGAUGUAUCAUAUACUGUUGGAAGAAUGUAUAUCAGUCUCUCGGUAUGUGUGCUUGCAUGCUUGAAUAUGAGUUGUUUGUGCAUUCAUCUUGACCUUCUCUUUCUCUCUCUCUCUCUUUCCUGUAGCCACUGGGCAUCUCUCAGUAACCUGGUAGCGUCGCUGCUCAACUCCAUGAAGUCCAUCGCCUCCCUCCUGCUCCUGCUCUUCCUGUUCAUCAUCAUCUUCUCCCUGUUGGGCAUGCAGCUCUUCGGAGGCAAGUUCAACUUCGACGAGACGAUAACCAAGAGGAGCACCUUCGACAACUUCCCACAGGCACUACUCACAGUGUUUCAGGUAGGCCUACUCUACCUGUUCCUGGCUUCUCUCACAAUGAUUAUUGACAUAAUGACAUUGUGAUGACGUCGUAAUAGCGUUGUAAUAAUGUUGUGAUAUGACGUUGCGAUAACAUUGUGAUUACUUGUAAUAAUGUAAUAAUAACAUUGUAAUAAUGUCGUGAUGACAUUGUACUAACUUUGGGAUGACGUUGUGAUGACGUUGCGUUACCCUGUGUUGUGUGACUCAGAUCCUUACAGGCGAGGAUUGGAACGCUGUGAUGUAUGAUGGCAUCAUGGCGUACGGUGGACCCUUCUCGUCAGGCAUGGUCGUCUGCAUCUACUUCAUCAUCCUCUUCGUCUGUGGAAACUGUAUCCUGUUUCUAAAACAUGUAUAACACAUGGCUUCAAUUGCCUCUAGUCAUAUGGAAUUUAGAUCAGUAUUAUCCACUGGUUCAAGAGAGCUGCAAUAUGUGCAGGCUUUUGUUCCACCCCAGCACCACCCCAGCUUUUGAUGAGUAGUUUGCUUGUUUUGUUGAACCAAAUAUGUUAGUUCUGAGCUGGAACACAUUGCUAGCCCACAGGACUAGGAGUGAAGAACAGUGUAUUACACUCAAACGUUAGGUCAUUGUUGUAUCUCCGUUGCCCUUAAGUCCAGUUUGUAAACAGACAUCCUGCUGAACGUCUUCUUGGCCAUCGCCGUUGACAACCUGGCAGACGCAGAGAGCCUGAACACAGCCCAGAAGGAGGAAGAGGAGGAGAAGGAGAGGAAGAAGAGUGCCAGGUAAUGUCAGCGCUGUCUUACUGAAAAGAGAGGAUGGUCUGUCUUUUUCUGUUGUUCCUCCUGACCUGUCGUGGAUGUUGUCUUGUGUUUGGGGUCAUUAUCUUCAGAGAUGACACUGACAAGAUGGAGGAGCUGAAACCUGAGGGCCAGGAUGGAGAUCUCAAGGUAAUCCGAGUGGUUUUUAGAUUGGGGUUUUAGAAAGUCAGAGGAGAGCAAUCCAUAACCACACAGAGGCGCCAUUAGAUAAAAAAUGUGGAAUGGUGUCCCACUUAGAAUGAUACAGUGAGUUAAAACCAUAUGGCAUUCAUAACAGUACUGAUACACUGCUGGUAUGUAAUUUGUGUCUUCAUAAAUGUAGGUUCCACUGGAGGAGGAAGAGGGGAAGGAGCCGUAUCCCACUCCAGACACUCCAGGUAACCUAAUCUGUUCUGAGGUCAGUGUCCUAGCUUUGUUGCCAUAGCUUCCGUGGCCUGACAUUACCUUAUCUCUGAUCCUGGGUCUCCCCAGUUGGUGAUGAUGACAAUGAUGAUGAUAAUCUGCCAGAGGUUCCGGUUGGCCCACGCCCUCAAAGGCUGUCAGACCUCAGCAUCAAGGAGAAGACUCCGCCCAUCCCUGAGGGCAGCGCUUUCUUCAUCUUCAGCAACACUAACCCGUAAGUAGGCCUCAGUACUAAACACACGCACGGACGCACACGCACACACACUCAAAAAUAAUGUGUAAUUUCAUGGCUUUUUUUCUCAGGGUCCGGGUGGCCUGCCACAAGCUGACCAACCAUCACAUCUUCACCAACCUCAUCCUGGUCUUCAUCAUGCUGAGCUCUGUGUCUCUGGCUGCUGAGGACCCCAUACGUAACUUCUCCGCACGUAACAUCGUAUGUAUACUGCAGCAGCAGCCUUUUCUCUUACAUAUAGUGCAUUCGGAAAGUAUUCAGACCCCUUCCCUUUUUCCACAUUUUGUUACGUUACAGCCUUAUUCUAAAAUUGAUUACAUUAAAUGUUUUCCUCAUCAAUCUACAUACAAUACCCCAUAAUGACAAAGCGAAACAGGUUUCUAUAAAUUUUUGCACAUUUAUAAAAAACUAAAACAGAAAUUCCUUAUUUACAUAAGUAUUCAGACCCUUUUGCUAUGAGACUCAAAAUUGAGCUCAGGUGCAUCCUGUUUCCAUUGAACAUCCUUGAGAUGUAUCUACAACUUGAUUGGAGUCCACCUGUGGUAAAUUCAAUUGAUUGGACAUGAUUUGGAAAGGCACACACCUGUCUAUAAAAGGUCCCACAGUUUACAGUGCAUGUCAGCAAAAAACAAGCCAUGAGGUUGAAGGAAUUGUCCAUAGAGCUCCGAGACAGGAUUGUGUAGCAUUGCAGCAUUGAAGGUCCCCAAGAACACAGUGGCCUCCAUCCUUCUUAAAUGGAAGACGUUUGAACCACCAAGACUCUUCCUAGAGCUGGCCGUCCGGCCAAACUGAGCAAUCUGGUUAGAAGGGCCUAGGUCAGGGAGGUGACCAAGAACCCGAUGGUCACUCUGACAGAGCUCCAGAGUUCCUCUGUGGAGAUGGGAGAACCUUCCAGAAGGACAACCAUCUCUGCAGCACUCCACAAGUCAGAGCCUUAUGAUAGAGCGGCCAGACGGAAGCCACUCCUCAGUAAAAGGCACAUGACAGCCUGCUUGGAGUUUGCCAAAAGGCACCUAAAAGACUCUCAGACCAUGAGAAACAAGAUUCUCUGGUCUGAUGAAACCAAGAUUGAACUCUUUGGCCUUAAUACCAAGCAUCACGUCUGGAGGAAACCUGGCACCAUCCCUACGGUGAAGCAUGGUGGUGGCAGCAUCAUGCUGUGGGGAUGUUUUUCAGCGGCAGGGACUGAGAGACUAGUCAGGAUCGAGGGAAAGAUGAAUGGAGUAAAAUUGAGAUCCUUGAUGAAAACCUGCUCCAGAGCCUAAGCACACAGCCAAGACAAUGCAGGAGUGGCUUCGGGACAAGUCUCUGAAUGUCCUUGAGUGGCCCAGCCAGAGCCCGGACUUGAACCCGAUCUAACAUCUCUGGAGAGACCUGAAAAUAGCUGUGCAGCGACACUCCCCAUCCAACCUGACAGAGCUUGAGAGGAUCUGCAGAGAAGAAUGGGAGAAACUCCCCAAGUACAGGUGUGCCAAGCUUGUAGCGUCAUACCCAAGAAGACUCGAGGCAGUAAUCAUUGCCAAAGUUGCUUCAACAAAGUACUGAGUAAAGGGUCUUAAUACUUAAGUAUAUGUGAUUUUUCAAUUUUUUAUUUGUAAUACAUUUGCAAAAAUUUCUAAAAACCUGUUUUUACUUCACGUCAUUAUGGGGUAUUGUGUGUAGAUUGAUGAGGGAAAAAAGCAAUUGAAUCAAUUUUAGAAUAAGGCUGUAACGUAACAAAAUAUGGAUACAUUCAAAGGGUCUGAAUACUUUCCGAAUGCACUGUAAAAAUAACAUUUGAUAGCAUCAAGAUAAUUGUUACUUCCACGAAAGUGAUUUGACUGUAAUUUUACAGUAAUGACACUGUCACGAUCAUGUCUAAUAGUGGUAUGGAAUAUCUGUGUUAAAAAUAACUAAAAACCUCAAACCUAUACUUAGUAGCAGUAGUUAAUGUUUAGAUACUUUGUUAUCAAUUUAGGACUGUUGAUGCAUUCUGAAGUUGUUGAUAUCAUGUCAUGUGUUGAUGCCUUGAACUCCUGUUAAACUUUCACAUUGCCUUUUUCAGAUACUUGGUUAUUUUGACUAUGCUUUCACGGCAAUCUUUACUGUUGAGAUCCUAUUGAAGGUAAAUGCUCCCCCCCUGUGUGUGUGUGCUGUGCUCUAGUGCUUGUGUAGUAAUGCUCUGACCUUCUCGUUGCUUUCCAGAUCCUAGGCUAUGCAGAUUAUGUCUUCACUAGUAUAUUUACCUUUGAGAUCCUGUUGAAGGUAACCAGGUUUCUAUGACAACCAUAGUCUUGCUGCACUCCCCCUUCAACUGUAUGUCGCCUGUUUAUAAAUGGAGCACGUUUUUUCUGUUUGUCUGUCAGCAACCAUCACGGCAUGUAUUUUUGUAAAUUUUUUAGUGUAGCAUGGAUCACUCCAGUAGCAUGGAUCACUCCAGUAGCAUGGAUCACUGCAGUAGCAUGGAUCACUGCAGUAGUAUGGAUCACUGCAGUAGCAUGGAUCACUGCAGUAGCAUGGAUCACUGCAGUAGCAUGGAUCACUCCAGUAGCAUGGAUCACUGCAGUAGCAUGGAUCACUCCAGUAGCAUGGAUCACUGCAGUAGCAUGGAUCACUCCAGUAGCAUGGAUCACUGCAGUAGAAUGGAUCACUGCAGUAGCAUGGAUCACUCCAGUAGAAUGGAUCACUGCAGUAGCAUAGAUCACUGCAGUAGCAUGGAUCACUCCAGUAGCAUGGAUCACUCCAGUAGCAUGGAUCACUGCAGUAGCAUGGAUCACUCCAGUAGCAUGGAUCACUCCAGUAGAAUGGAUCACUCCAGUAGCAUGGAUCACUCCAGUAGCAUGGAUCACUGCCUUGUUAUUCUGUCCAGUUUUAACUGCACCCUGUAAAGAUAAGGGUUCAUGUGGUCCUCUGUAGCUCAAUUGGUAGAGCAUGGCGCUUGUAACGCCAGGGUAGUGGGUUCGAUCCCCGGGACCACUCAUACGUAAAAAUGUAUGUACACAUGACUGUAAGUCGCUUUAGAUAAAAGCGUCUGCUAAAUGGCAUAUUAUUAUAGUAGGUCACCUCUUUGUGAACCUCCACCAUAGAGAUUUUUACCCUGGUAUGUUUCUACUUUAGCCAACAACUCCUUUGUCAUUGUCAGUUUGGCUUGAGCUAAAGCAUAAACAGAACUGGCAACCAGGAUAGGAGAUCCUUGACAUGCUUCCCAGACCCAAUUCUCUUCUGCUGUUCAGCCCAGGCCCCCAUCUGUGUGUUCUCUUUGCUUCAUGUGAGGGCUCACGUCCGCAUCCAUUUCUAUCGGUCAUACGUUUGUUUUUGAUAUGAUUGUUUUGAGUACUUCCACAAAAUGUGCAUGAAACCAUGACACACAUGAAUGACUCUGAAGCAAUUAGACUCUACUCUUUUGAAUGCAACCUCCCCCCUCCCCCUCUCUGGUUUGGGAGGCUUUCAUACACUUCUGUAUCUCUCCACUGAUACAAAUCUCAUGUUUCAUGUUUUAUGCCUGGGCUUAAAGAUGCAAAUGUCAGAACCAAUAGAUUACCUGUAGAUGAAUGGAAAACGGGUUGAGCUAUCUUUGCUCUAAUCUUUACAGGAAAUGAAUAGCAUAUCUCUGAAAUAAUGUGUCCAAUGUCCGAAACAGUUCUCAUUUGUCAAUGUUUUAAAUGUCAAUGCCUCUGUGCUCUCAUGUUUGUGUAUUAGUGUGUGUGUGUGUGUGUGCAUGUGAAAAGAUGUACGGGUGAUUAUUUCUCUAUUGUCUGACAUGCAAUUCAAUGUUUUAUUUGUUGUUGUGUCUAUUGGUUUCUGUAGAAACCAGUUUUUGUUCCAUUAAAAUACCCUUCAUGUCUUAUUGAGCAGAAUGUGUAGGAGUUUGAGUAAGAAUGGAAGGAGCUAGAUCUGUAUCAGUGUGUGUAAGUGUGUUGGUCUGCCUAUUCUGAGAAGAUCACCAUGUUGCAUGAUAACAUUCCAGGAAAUGUAAAACUUGUAGUGUAUUUGAGGUUUAAAAAGGCUUAUGAAGUUUGUAAUUUACAGUUUGAAAUUUCAGACUUGAUUUUCCAUUUCGAAAAAUGGAUCAACCCCCACAAAAAUGACCAUGAAUUAUAAUCCACUAAAUAAUUCACAUUUCCUGUUGCUGCAGGAUUAUUUUCCUGCUGUAGCAAACUGGCUCAAAUUAAGAUCCUACAUGUCGAGCUCAUCUACAGUUGUAGCUGAACCUGUUGUGUGUCCAGUAUGAGAUGGCCCAGUGUAUAGGUCAGUAUAUCUGAUGCCGGUCUCCCUGUGCUCUCCAGAUGACAGCAUUUGGGGCUUUCCUCCAUAAAGGAGCCUUCUGCAGGAACUACUUCAACCUGCUGGACCUACUGGUGGUGGGAGUCUCUCUGGUGUCCUUCGGCAUUCAGUACGUAAAAAUGAAUAAAUUGGUUGAUUGAUCGAUUGAUCGAUCCAUCAUGCAAUAAAUCAAUCAAUAAUUCAAUCAGUCAGGGAUGUGGCCAUAACUGUCUGUGUUUUGUGUUCAGGUCAUCUGCCAUCUCUGUGGUGAAGAUCUUGCGUGUGUUGAGGGUGUUGCGGCCCCUGAGGGCCAUCAACAGAGCCAAGGGCCUCAAGGUGAGACGGGGGGCCAGUGGGCCACAGUGUAACAACUGUUUAACAACACACCCAGAGAAAACCUCUUCUAACUAGUACACUUCCUCAAGAGAACUGACUACUGAAGUCGCCUGUUUGUAAAUCAUCAUGCUAAGGGUACAGGGUUCAAUAAUGUAAUUCAUCCCUGACCUUUUCUCUAUCUCUCCUCUGUUUUUGACCCCUGAACCUGCAGCAUGUGGUCCAGUGUGUAUUUGUGGCCAUCAGGACCAUCGGCAACAUCAUGAUCGUCACCACGCUGUUACAGUUCAUGUUUGCCUGCAUAGGAGUGCAGCUAUUCAAGGUACCUACUGCCAUUACAGUGAUAACACUCAUACAGUAUUGUCUGUAGUUGAUGCAUGAUGCAGUAGUUAUACGUGUGGUUAUGUGUGUGUAAUAUGUGUGGCAGAAUGGCAGCUGUUAAAUGUUCUGUUCUCUCAGGGCAAGUUCUAUCGCUGCACAGACGAGGCUAAGUCCAGCCCAGGGGAAUGCAAGUGAGUUUGACUGCUCUUCAUUCAAACAUAAGGGCUGGAGUGCUGAGACCCAGCCUAUUUGUACACUACCAGUCAAAAGUUUGGACACACCUACUCAUUCAAGGGUUUUUCUUUAUUUUUACUAUUUUUAACAUUGUACAAUAAUAGUGAAGACAUCAAAACUAUGAAAUAACACAUAUGUAAUCAUGUAGUAACCAAAAAAGUGUUAAACAAAUCAAAAUAUAUUUUAUAUUUGAGAUUCUUCAAAGUAGCCACCCUUUGACUUGAUGACAGCUUUGCACACUCUUGGCAUUCUCUCAACCAGCUUCACCUGGAAUGCUUUUCCAACAGUCUUGAAGGAGUUCCCACAUAUGCUGAGCACUUGUUGGCUGCUUUUCCUUCACUCUGCCGUCCGACUCAUCCCAAACCAUCUCAAUUGGGUUAAGGUCGGGGGAUUGUGGAGGCCAGGUCAUCUGAUGCAGCGCUCCAUCACUCUCCUUCUUGGUCAAAUAGCCCUUACACAGCCUGGAGGUGUGUUGGGUCAUUGACCUGUUGAAAAACAAAUGAUAGUCCCACAAAGCCCAAACCAGAUGGGAUGGCGUAUCGCUGCAGAAUGCUGUGGUAGCCAUGCUGGUUAAGUGUGCCUUGAAUUCUAAAUAAAUCACAGACAGUGUCACCAGAAAAGCACCCCCACACCAUAACACUUCCUCCUCCAUGGUUUACGGUGGGAACUACACAUGCAGAGAUCAUCCGUUCACCCACACCGCAUCUCACAAAGACACUGCGGUUUGAACAAAAAAUCUCCAAUUUGGACUCCAGACCAAAGGACACAUUUCCACAGGUCUAAUGUCCAUUGCUAGUGUUUCUUGGCCCAAGCAGUACUCUUCUUCUUAUUGGUGUCAUUUAGUAGUGGUUUCUUUGCAGAAAUUCAACCAUGAAGGCCUGAUUUCACACAGUCUCCUCUGAACAGUUGAUGUUGAGAUGUGUCUGUUACUUUAUCUCUGUAAAGAAUUUAUUUGGGCUGCAAUUUCUGAGGCUGGUAACUCUAAUGAACGUAUCCUCUGCAGCAGAGAUAACUCUGGGUCUUCCAUUCCUGUGGCGGUCCUCAUGAGAGCCAGUUUCAUCAUAGCACUUGAUGGUUUUUGCGACUGCACUUGAAGAAACGUUCAAAGUUCUUGAAAUUUUCCGGAUUGACUGACCUUCAUGUCUUAAAGUAAUGAUGGACUGUUGUUUCUCUUUGCUUAUUUGAGCUGUUCUUGCCAUAAUAUGGACUUGGUCUUUUACCAAAUAGGGCUAUCUUCUGUAUACCCCCCCCCCCCCCCCUAACUUGUCACAACACAACUGAUUGGCUCAAACGCAUUAAGGAAAGAAAUUCCACAAAUUAACUUUUAAGAAGGCACACCUUUUUAUUGAAAUGCAUUCCAGGUGACUACCUCAUGAAGCUGGUUGAGAGAAUGCCAAGAGUGUGCAAAGCUGUCAUCAAGGCAAAGGGUGGCUAUUUGAUAUAAAAUACAUUAUGAUUUGUUUAACACUUGUUUGGUGACUACAUGAUUCUAUAUGUGUUAUUUCAUAGUUUUGAUGUCUUCACUAUUAUUCUACAAUGUAAAAAAUAGUAAAACCUUUUGACUGGUACUGUAUGUGUCUAUCUGGAAAUACGGAUGAUUAUGUAGAUACAUGGAUUUAGAUGUAACUCCUCCUCUCUCUCCUCUAGAGGCACAUACAUUCUGUAUAAGGAUGGAGACACAGCGUUGCCUGCAGUCAGAGAGAGGAUCUGGUACAACAGUGACUUCAACUUUGACAACGUCCUCAUGGCCAUGAUGGCUCUGUUCACCGUCUCUACGUUUGAAGGCUGGCCUGCGUAAGAGCCUCUCACAGAUGCACGCAUGCACACACACACACACACACACACACACACACAGCAAAUGCACAUGUGAAUAUGCACACUCCCACGUUUGCAUAUCCAGACAGACAAACAGUUGAAGUCGGAAGUUUACAUUCACUUAGGUUGGAGUCAUUAAAACUUGUUUUUCAACCACUCCACAAAUUUCUUGUUAACAAACUAUAGUUUUGGCAAGUCGGUUAGGACAUCUACUUUGUGCAUGACACAAGUAAUUUUUCCAACAAUUGUUUACAGACUGAUUAUUUCACUUAUAAUUCACUGUAUCACAAUUCAAGUGGGUCAGAAGUUUACAUACACUAAGUUGACUGUGCCUUUAAACAGCUUGGAAAAUUCCAGAAAAUGAUGUCAUGGCUUUAGAAGCUUCUGAUAGGCUAAUUGACAUAAUUUGAGUCAAUUGGAGGUGUACCUGUGGAUGUAUUUCAAGGCCUACCUUCAAACUCAGUGCCUCUUUCCUUGACAUCAUGGGAAAAUCAAAAUAAAUCAGCCAAGACCUCAGAAAAAAAAUUGUAGACCUCCACAAGUCUGGUUCAUCCUUGGGAGCAAUUUCCAAACGCCUGAAGGUACCACGUUCAUCUGUACAAACAAUAGUACGCAAGUAUAAACACCAUGGGACCACGCAGCCGUCAUACCGCUCAGGAAGGAGACGCGUUCUGUCUCAUAGAGAUGAACGUACUUUGGUGCGAAAAGUGCAAAUCAAUCCCAGAACAACAGCAAAGGACCUUGUGAAGAUGCUGGAGGAAACAGGUACAAAAGUAUCUACAUCCACAGUAAAACGGGUCCUAUAUCGACAUAACCUGAAAGGCCACUCAGCAAGGAAGAAGCCACUGCUCCAAAACCGCCAUAUAAAGGCCAGACUACGGGUUGCAACUGCACAUGGGGACAAAGAUCAUACUUUUUGGAGAAAUGUCCUCUGUUCUGAUUAAACAAAAAUAGAACUGUUUGGCCAUAAUGACCAUCGUUAUGUUUGGAGGAGAAAGGGGCUGCUUGCAAGCCGAAGAACACCAUCCCAACCGUGAAGCACGGGGGUGGCAGCAUCAUGCUGUGGGGGUGCUUUGCUGCAGGAGGGACUGGUGCACUUCACAAAAUAGAUGGCAUCAUGAGGAAGGAAAAUUAUGUGGAUAUAUUGAAGCAACAUCUCAAGACAUCAGUCAGGAAGUUAAAGCUUGGUCGCAAAUGGGUCUUCCAAAUGGACAAUGACCCCAAGCAUACUUCCAAAGUUGUGGCAAAAUGGCUUAAGGACAACAAAGUCAAGGUAUUGGAGUGGCCAUCACAAAGCCCUGACCUCAAUCCUAUAGAAAAUGUGUGGGCAGAACUGAAAAAGCAUGUCCGAGCAAGGAGGCUUACAAACCUGACUCAGUUACACCAGCUCUGUCAGGAGGAAUGGGUCAAAAUUCACCCAACUUAUUGUGGGAAGCUUUUGGAAGGCUACCGGAAACGUUUGACCCAAGUUAAACAAUUUAAAGGCAAUGCUACCAAAUACUAAUUGAGUGUAUGUAAACUUCUGACACACUGGGAAUGUGAUGAAAUAAAUAAAAGCUUAAAUAAAUAAUUCUGUCUACUAUUAUUCUGACAUUUCACAUUCUUAAAAUAAAGUGGUGAUCCUAACUGACCUAAGACAGGGAAUUUUUACUAGGAUUAAAUGUCAGGAAUUGUGAAAAACUGAGUUUAAAUGUAUUUGGCUAAGGUGUAUGUACACUUCCGACUUCAACUGUACAUUUUGACGAAGCAGCUCACUGAUUAGUGUGUGUUUUAUUCUGUGGCUCAGUCUGCUGUACAAGGCCAUCGACUCCAACAGAGAGAAUAUGGGUCCCAUCUACAACUACCGCGUGGAGAUCUCCAUCUUCUUCAUCAUCUACAUCAUCAUCAUCGCCUUCUUCAUGAUGAACAUCUUCGUCGGUUUUGUCAUCGUCACCUUCCAGGAGCAGGGAGAGAAAGAGUACAAGAACUGUGAGCUGGACAAGAACCAGGUAACAACCUAAUUAGUUAGUGUGUGUGUGUGUGUAUGUGCACAUGAAUAUGUGUGUGUAUUACUGUGUGUUUUCUCUCCCCUGUCUAGCGUCAGUGUGUGGAGUAUGCUUUGAAGGCUCGUCCACUGAGAAGGUACAUCCCUAAGAACCCCUACCAGUAUAAGUUCUGGUAUGUGGUCAACUCCACAGGCUUUGAGUACGUCAUGUUCGUCCUCAUCAUCCUCAACACACUGUGUCUGGCCAUCCAGGUGAGUCCCUAAACUGCCAUGCAUCUAUAGUCCUCUCUCUCUGUCUCUUUCUCUGUCUCUGGGUCUCUCUGUGUCUCUGUGUCUCUCUGUGUCUCUGUGACAUUUUUGUAAGACUCAUUAACUGUCUCCUCAUCCUUCUUUCUGUUCUUCUAAUGCCCCUUAUCUUCCCCCUUUCUCUCUCUUUCUCUGACCCUCUCUCUCCCUCUUCUCUCUCCAUCUCUCUCCCUUUCUCUCCAUUUCCUCAGCACUAUGGCCAGUCCCACCUGUUCAACUAUGCCAUGGACAUCCUCAACAUGGUCUUCACUGGCGUCUUCACUGUGGAGAUGAUCUUUAAACUCAUCGCCUUCAAACCCAGGGUGAGUCAGUCUGUCUGCCUGCCUCUCAACUCGCACCAUAGACCAGUUAUCUCACCCCACUCUCCCUCUACCAAGUAUCUUCCCCUGUAAUAUUACCUUAACACUCCCCCCUCACCCUUUCCCUUCCUACUUCUUACCCUCCACUGACCCCCCCCCCCUCCCGCACACACCCAUGCUGGGCUCCGUACCUUGGCCUGUAGGGGUAUUUUGGGGAUGCCUGGAACGUCUUCGAUGCCCUGGUGGUGAUCGGCAGCGUAGUAGACAUCAUUCUCAGUCAGGUAGAUGUGAGUAUUAUAAUAGAGCUGCCCUCAUCCCUGCCUCCACUCUUCCUUCCUUUGUUCCUUCCCCACCUUUUUCUAGACUCACUCCCCCCCCUGUUGGCUCCUUGUCCUACUGUGGGACCUCUGUCAGGACUGGCCACCAUAGGUACGAUGCAUUACCAAUGCUGGACUGGUGCUGGACUGGUAUUGGGUCUAGGUCUAUGGUGGCCAGUUACUCAGCACUGUGUAGGCACUGUAUCAGCGAGAGACUUACAACACCUUAUACAGUAGAGGGUUGUAGAGGGUUCAUAACAGAUCAUAGUCAGAACUUCAUUAACUGUUUCACAUGUAAACUUGGACUACUUAGAAGCAUGCAUACAUUUUGUAUUCUCCCAGACACAGUGCCACUCAGACUCUUUUUUUUCUACUUUCUGCUGUAUAUUUUCAUGUUUUGUCUGUAUUUUCACAUCUCUCUCUAUCCUUCUCUUUCUCUUUUUCUGCCUCUGUUCUCUCUCUGUUCUCUCCCCGUCUCUUUGUGUCCUUGGGCUGGCGCUUACAGCACUAUUUCGCCGAUGCAUGGAACACGUUUGAUGCCUUAAUUGUUGUUGGUAGCGUCGUUGACAUUGCAAUCACAGAGAUCAAUGUAAGUAGCCAUCUUCAUGCUCCUUGUUCUGUAGCACUAUUGGAGGGAAUGCAUUACAAUAACAUCAGGGUUACAUUCAAGAUCCCAACAUGUUUUCAUGUCCCAGACAUGUUCAUUAACUAUGCUCGCUAGAGCAAUAGCUUUCCAAGGAGCUAUCUAUUUGUUAAGUUGCGUCCACCGUGUUGGAGUAAUGUUGUAAUCUUGAAUGCAACCCUAUGAGCCUGGAGAUCAAAUUUCAUGUCACAUCUAUAUAAAUAUCAUGACAACUGAGUCAGAUCUUUACCAGCUUAGUACGAUUUUCUAAUGAUAGGACAGUUUCAAAACACUCCCAGGGUUACUGCAAGGCCUCCCUCCAAUAUGUUGUCUAGAUUAGUCGAUCCCAUGCUUGAUGCUGUUCUGUGACUUUGUGACAUCAUGAAGUUUGUGUGCCUCUGUUUCUUCCCUUUUUUGGAAUUACAAAUCUAAACACACAUAUAGACUUACACACAUACAUAUGCAGAGAUUGUCUCACUAUAUGGUAUGUUUCAAGUUUACUAGUGAAACAAUAUACAUAGUUAUUUGAUAUCAAUUAAAUCAAGUUUGUCUUUCUGGGAUCUCCGUAUUUUCUAGUGCUGAUCAAAGUUGUACUGCAUUAUAUUAGUGUUUUCUUUCUUCACCUGUGUAGAAUUGUAUGACAUGUUUGAUGUACUGAAUGUACUACUGUGUGUGGUAAUCAGUACUAAGCUACUGUGGUUGUGCUUUGCAGUGUCAAAACGGUUGCUUAUGUAACAUGUCUGUUAUGGAUGUUCUCUGAUUCCUUUAGUUGAAGACGUUUCAAUAAUGUUAUGGAUGGUUGAUUGAAUCAACAAUAAAGAAAUGUAAUGACAUUCUGAAGCAGUUGUUAGAUAAGUAAUUAUGUCAAUAACUAUGUCAAUGACUAAUUGAUGACCUCAAUGAUAUGAGUGAUGAAGAAGUGAAGUUGUUAGUGGUUAACCCAGACCUUUGGUUUCAAGGCCAUCCCAGUGGUGAAGGUGAUUGUGGACCCAGGGGUAAGAAGCCCCUCCCAGUACCUCACUCUUCCUCAUCGUCAUCGUCGUCUAAGCACAGAGCUGUUUCUGUUGUCAGUCGUCACGUUCGUUCGCAUGAAAUAUCAUGUUCUGAAACCAUAUUCUUUGUUGAGGUUUUGUCUUGCCUGUUUUGUGGGCUGGUACCAUGGACAAGAUCAGUUCUGGUUUGGGAUCUUGUGUGUGUCGAGCAUCAUCUCAUUAUCAGUCUUUUUUUGUGUUGUUUUGUUCAUGUUUGACCUGGAUCAUACUGUAGAUGUUGUGGGUUUGUUCAGGUUUGCUUGUGUCCAAAGCAGUCAUCCAAUGAAGCAUGCGUCUGGACAUUGUGGAGAUGGGAGUGGAGUGCUUCUGUAUGACUCCUAGGAGUGGGGACACUUGACUUGGGUGGCUACUGAAUGUGUGUGGGACGUGUUUGCAUUGCAUUCACACAAGUUAAGGACUGUUGCAUGUUCCUCUACCUGAAUGUGUACACGCAUGCACAGAGGUGCUUGAACACACGUGCACGUACGUACACAUGCACACGCACACACUGCGUGUUGAUCUCUGGCAUGCUCCUAGCUGUGUGUUAAAGUAGCACUAUCAGUCCUGUGGGUGUUCAACCUCCUCUCUCUCUCUCUCUCUCUCUCUCUCUCUCUCUCUCUCUCUCUCUCUCUCUCUCUCUCUCUCUCUCUCUCUCUUUCUCUCUCUCUUUCUCUCAGAACACUGAGGACAGCGCUCGCAUCUCCAUCACAUUCUUCCGUCUGUUUCGAGUAAUGCGAUUGGUCAAGCUGCUCAGCAGAGGGGAGGGCAUCCGAACGCUCCUGUGGACCUUCAUUAAGUCCUUCCAGGUGAGAGAAUAAAUGCUCAGGUAUAGGGUUGCGAAGCUACCAGUAAUUUACCAAAGUUACCAGAAUCUUCGCUAAUUUUGGUAAUGAAUACGUCAUUUGUGGUAACUUUGGUAAUUUAUACUUGAAUAAAGUUUUUUUUAAACGUAUUCAUAUACCUUAUUAUUUUUUUUAGAUCUGUGUCCAUUUUGUCCAUGUGUUUCUAGUAGGUAGACCAUAUGGUUGAAGAGAAAAUUGCCUAAUUAAUGAAAAAAACAUCUAAUCAACAAUGGCAUUAUUUUAAAUUAACUCUGCCAAAUAUGAACUUUUUUCACAACUGCCACCAGUUUGACGCCAAAACAUUUACAACAGAGACAUAUUGACAUAGUCAAAUACAUUUAAGUAUUGUUAGGUUCUAAAUAACAAGGUAAAAACCGACUGACGACUAGUAAAGCUCAAACCAAGUUUAUUCGCCCACUGGGUCACACAGCUGCAUUAGACAAAAUACAUGUUCCAACCAGCACAAAUAUAUAUAUAUAUAUAUAUAUAUACUCCAAUUUAGGUGACCUCCUCCUUCCCUCUAAACAUUACAUCUUCAUUGCUAGGCAGGAAGUUAAGUGAUGCAGGCAAUAAACUGUUCCUUCUCCCUUAAUGUGACCUGACCUGACCUCGACCCUAUUCCUCACUAAUCCACAGCUCUCCACCCUUAUCAGUGACUGCAACCUUUCCUUUACUCAGUACAUUCCAAGCUUAAUUGCCUCCACCAUAUACAUUCCUCCUACAGAAAACCAUUAACUUCUGGUGUAUAAACCAGACUAUGUCACUCCUCAUGGCUAUAGGAUAACUGAUGAUUAACGAUAUUUCAAGUUUAGAAGUCAGAAUCCAUCAGUAUGUAAAUAAAUAUAUAUAAAGGAUAUUUCAUGUUGAAACCCACAUAUUAAAUACCAAUGGUAUUCACUAAGUUGAUGGUUUAUAUCUAGGAUAAUGUUUUGAUUCAUGAGCUGAAAUAAAAGAGGCCAGAAAUUUCCAUACACACAAAAAGCUUAUUUCUCUCAAAUUUUGGGCACAAAUUUAUUUACGAGCAUUUCUCCUUUGCCAAGAUAAUCCAUCCACCUGACAGGUGUUGCAUAUCAAGAAGCUGAUUAAACAGCAUGAUCAUUAAACAUAUGCACCUUGUGCUGGGGACAAGAAAAGGCCACUCUAAAAUGUGCAGUUUUGUCACACAACAAAAUGCCACAGAUGUCUCAAGUUUUGAGGGAGCAUGCAAUUGGCAUGCUGACUGUAGGAAUGUCCACCAGAGCUGUUGCCAGAGAAUUUAAUGUUAAUUUCUCUACCAUAAGCCGCCUCAAACGUCGUUUUAGAGAAUUUGGCAGUACGUCCAACCGGCCUCACAACUGCAGACCAUGUGUAACCACGCCAGCCCAGGACCUCCACAUCUGGCUUCUUCACCUGCGGGAUCGUCUGAGACCAGCCACCCGGACAGCUGAUGAAACAGUGGGACUGCACAACCAAAGAAUUUCUGCACAAACUGUUAGAAACCGUCUCAGGGAAGCUCAUCUGGGUGCUCGUCGUCCUCACCAGGGUCUUGACCUGACUGCAGUUCAGCGUCGUAACCGACUUCAGUGGGCAAAUGCUCACCUUCGAUGGCCACUGGCAUGCUGGAGAAGUGUGUUCUUCACAGAUUAAUCCUGGUUUCAACUGUACUGGGCAGAUGGCAGACAGCUUGUAUGGUAUCGUGUGGGCGAGCGGUUUGCUAAUGUCAAAGUUGUGAACAGAGUGCCCACCGCCACGGUGGGGUUAUGGUAUGGGCAGGUAUAAGCUACAGACAACGAACACAAUUCCAUUUUAUCAAUGUCAAUUUCAAUACACAAAAAUACUGUGACGAAAUCCUGAGGCCCAUUGUGACGCCCAAGGUAUCUGUGACCAACAGAUGCAUAUCUGUAUUCCCAGUCAUGUGAAAUAUGUAGAUUAUGGCCUAAUUAAUUAAUGAAUUUCCUCAUAUGAACUGUAACUCAGUAAAAUCUUAGAAAUUGUUGCAUGUUGCAUUUAUAUUUUUGUUCAGUAUAGUUUCCCGUCCAAAAUUGUAAUCAGUAACGUAACUUUUGGAUUACCCAAAUUCAGUAACGUAAUCGGAUUACUUUCAGUUAUCUUUAGAUUACUUUCCCCUUAAGAGGCAUUAGACGAAGACAAAAAUGUAUAUUACCAAUUGAACGACAUCUAAUACAAGAUAAAUCAAUGUUUGAAUGUACAUAGCUGGCCAUAAUGGAUGUUGCACUUUACUUUAUGGGUAAAAAAUUUUUUUUUAUAUAUAUAUUUUUUAGGGGGUAGAUCAGCUUUAAUAUUGCAGAUAGAUUGUAACUUCCAUCAAUGUAAUUGUCUGCAUUACUUCCAAUCCCCCAUAUGUAAUUUUUUCUCGCAUAUAUAGAUAUAUAUAUAUAUAUAUACAUACAUACAUACAGUGGGGAGAACAAGUAUUUGAUACACUGCCGAUUUUGCAGGUUUUCCUACUUACAAAGCAUGACAUAAGUAUUUGAUCACCUACCAACCAGUAAGAAUUCCGGCUCUCACAGACAUGUUCGUUUUUCUUUAAGAUGCCCUCCUGUUCUCCACUCAUUACCUGUAUUAACUGCACCUGUUUGAACUCGUUACCUGUAUAGAAGACACCUGUCCACACACUCAAUCAAACAGACUCCAACCUCUCCACAAUGGCCAAGACCAGAGAGCUGUGUAAGGACAUCAGGGAUAAAAUUGUAGACCUGCACAAGGCUGGGAUGGGCUACAGGACAAUAGGCAAGCAGCUUGGUGAGAAUGUAACAACUGUUGGCGCAAUUAUUAGGAAAUGGAAGAAGUUUAAGAUGACGGUCAAUCACCCUCGGUCUGGGGCUCCAUGCAAGAUCUCACCUCGUGGGGCAUCAAUGAUCAUGAGGAAGGUGAGGGAUCAGCCCAGAACUACACGGCAGGACCUGGUCAAUGACCUGAAGAGAGCUGGGACCACAGUCUCAAAGAAAACCAUUAGUAACACACUACACCGUCAUGGAUUAAAAUCCUGCUGCGCACGCAAGGUCCCCCUGCUCAAGCCAGCGCAUGUCCAGGCCCGUCUGAAGUUUGCCAAUGACCAUCUGGAUGAUCCAGAGGAGGAAUGGGAGAAGGUCAUGUGGUCUGAUGAGACAAAAAUAGAGCUUUUUGGUCUAAACUCCACUCGCCGUGUUUGGAGGAAGAAGAAGGAUGAGUACAACCUCAAGAACACCAUCCCAACCGUGAAGCAUGGAGGUGGAAACAUCAUUCUUUGGGGAUGCUUUUCUGCAAAAGGGACAGGACGACUGCACCGUAUUGAGGGGAGGAUGGAUGGGGCCAUGUAUCGCGAGAUCUUGGCCAACAACCUCCUUCCCUCAGUAAGAGCAUUGAAGAUGGGUCGUGGCUGGGUCUUCCAGCAUGACAACGACCCGAAACACACAGCCAGGGCAACUAAGGAGUGGCCUAGCCAGUCUCCAGACCUGAACCCAAUAGAAAAUCUUUGGAGGGAGCUGAAAGUCCGUAUUACCCAGCGACAGCCCCGAAACCUGAAGGAUCUGGAGAAGGUCUGUAUGGAGGAGUGGGCAAAAUCCCUGCUGCAGUGUGUGCAAACCUGGUCAAGACCUACAGGAAACGUAUGAUCUCUGUAAUUGCAAACAAAGGUUUCUGUACCAAAUAUUAAGUUAUGCUUUUCUGAUGUAUCAAAUACUUAUGUCAUGCAAUACAACGCAAAUUAAUUACUUAAAAAUCAUACAAUGUUGAAGUGUACCUAUGAUAAAAAUUACAGACCUCUACAUGCUUUGUAAGUAGGAAAACCUGCAAAAUCGGCAGUGUAUCAAAUACUUGUUCUCCCCACUGUACAUAUAUACACAUACAUAUACAUUUCCUUUUUUAAAAUAUAUUUCCCUUAAUUACUUUCCAACCCCACCACCCCUUCCCUAAUUGGAGUGAACUAGUGAACAACAAUGCUUAGGCCUCUACUUCCAGCUUAUACAUACUAUAUACAUUUUAUGGACACAGUCAAUUUUACAAUAAUUCAAUUUUGUUUGUUUUUACUCCUGAACUUCAUCUACCCUCAACCUCCGAUCAUUUUCAUGAUGUCCAUCCGGUUUGCUUCUAUAUGCCAUAUCUUUCUAACUGUGCUCUUUCACAAAAGCUCUCAACCUAUAUACUUAUUACAUUUACAUUUUAGUCAUUUAGCAGACGCUCUUAUCCAGAGCGACUUACAGGAGCAAUUAGGGUUAAGUGCCUUGCUCAAGGGCACAUCAGCAGAUUAUUCACCUAGUCGGCUUGGGGAUUCGAACCAGCAAUCUUUUGAUUACAGGCCCAACGCUCUAACCGUAGGCUUCUUCUAACCCAGUUCUUUCUACUUCAAUACAGAUAGUAAUAUGAUUAGGCUACAUCUUUACAUUCUGUCAGAUUUCCUGUCAUUUCAAUUCAUUUAAUACUCCUUGAUCUUCAAGAAUAGGAAAUAUGGAAAUAUAGAUUAGCCAAAUUGUUUUACCUGAGCAAGGACUUAUUAGCCUACUCUGUUGUUAAAUGCUGCUCUCAUAGAAUGGCAUGCUUUGAGCACUACUGAAAAGCAUUAUUUGCAUUUAAAAAAUGAAUGCCACAUGUUGCAUUUGCUAUAGGCCUAUUGUUUACAUUUUUGUUGGUGACACUUUGAUAUCUCGAUAAUUUGCAGUCUGUCAAAAGUGUACGAGUUUGAACAUAUGUCCUUUAGGCCAAUGGAUUUUUUUUUAUCAGCACAAAUUAGAUUUAGCAAUAACAAGCCCCACUUGUGGUCUUCUUAAAUUAAACUUGUUUUUGACAGUAUGUGUAGCACAAUUCCACAGAGGAGUUUAGAAGGGAGGAACUCCCUCAAACUUUUAUUCCAUCCGCCUGGGUACAGACAUCAGUUCCAAAAGAAAUACAUAAAAUUCCAAAAGAAACUUGAAUGUUACCAAAAUUCUGGCAGUUUACUGGUAAACUUUGAAAGUUUCAAGUAAUACCCUCCCUUUGCAACCCUACUCAGGUAACAGUGGAGUCAUACAGGUCAGACUGUAACCGUACAGGUGAAGGUGCACCUUCCCUUGCUGAGUCAAACUACUAAAACUAUCUUUCUCUCUCUGGCAUUCCUAGGCUCUUCCCUAUGUUGCCCUUCUGAUAGCCAUGUUAUUCUUCAUCUAUGCUGUUAUUGGAAUGCAGGUAACUGACAGACAUUUAUUUAGGAAAUGUUGAAAUUACAAUAUGAUUACCUUACCAAUAGCAUUUAUUUCUUCAAUAACACACUGUGCUGUGUUUCAGGUGUUUGGCAAGAUCGCCUUGGUAGACCACACACAGAUUAACCGUAACAACAACUUCCAGACCUUUCCUCAAGCUGUCCUGAUGCUCUUCAGGUAUGUCUGUGUGUGACUAGUUUAUUUAUUAUUAUGGAUGGUGAAUAGUUGUGGUCGUUGUCGUCAUAAUAUUACUGUUGUUGAUGCUUCUCAGGUGUGCUACAGGCGAGGUGUGGCAGGAGAUCAUGCUGGCAUGUCUGCCAGGGAAGCUGUGUGACUCAGAGUCAGACUACAACCCUGGAGAGGAGAAAACCUGUGGCAGCGGAUUCGCUAUCAUCUACUUCAUCAGCUUCUACAUGCUCUGCGCCUUCCUGGUACACACACAUAAUCACAGCAUGUACACUGUGAUGGAAAUUCUAACCAGAAAAGGAGAGUGAGACUGUAGAUUCUUCAAACAACUUAUUUUAUUAUAAGAAUUGCAUUCUGGAGCAGUUAGCAAUCGCACAACAGGUGCAACAGUCAAGAGCCCAAUGAACAAGAGUUGGGUCUCAGCUUUUAUAACCUUUGUCUACGUGGCAGUUUAGCAGGUGUGUGAGAUCAUGAUGGGAACAUAGCGUACAAACAAGUGCUAACGCCAGUUUUGUUACUCCUUUCUGCUGAUCGAAUUGUCUUUGCUGCUCAAGCUAGCCUCUGUUCUCUUCAUAUCUCCACACAGCUGAAUCCCUUGAAAGAUAUGAAAAGAACAGGAUGCACCAGAAACUGGUCACUCGCAGACGGCCCUUUGUCUUUGGCCGCGUGACUAAGUUACUCAGAAACAAGAGAGGAAAAACACUGGCUUCUUCUUACCUGAGAGAAACAGAGAGUGGAAAUGUACAGGUUUAAGGCUCAUACAGCGCAUGUGUAUAACAAAGUUUGUACACUGCUCAAAAAAAUAAAGGGAACACUUAAACAACACAAUGUAACUCCAAGUCAAUCACACUUCUGUGAAAUCAAACUGUCCACUUAGGAAGCAACACUGAUUGACAAUACAUUUCACAUGCUGUUGUGCAAAUGGAAUAGACAACAGGUGGAAAUUAUAGGCAAUUAGCAAGACACCCCCAAUAAAGGACUGGUUUUGCAGGUGGUGACCACAGACCACUUCUCAGUUCCUAUGCUUCCUGGCUGAUGUUUUGGUCACUUUUGAAUGCUGGCGGUGCUUUCACUCUAGUGGUAGCAUGAGACUGAGUCUACAACUCACACAAGUGGCUCAGGUAGUGCAGCUCAUCCAGGAUGGCACAUCAAUGCGAGCUGUGGCAAGAAGGUUUGCUGUGUCUGUCAGCGUAGUGUCCAGAGCAUGGAGGCGCUACCAGGAGACAGGCCAGUACAUCAGGAGACGUGGAGGAGGCCGUAGGAGGGCAACAACCCAGCAGCAGGACUGCUACCUCCGCCUUUGUGCAAGGAGGAGCAGGAGGAGCACUGCCAGAGCCCUGCAAAAUGACCUCCAGCAGGCCACAAAUGUGCAUGUGUCUGCUCAAACGGUCAGAAACAGACUCCAUGAGGGUGGUAUGAGGGCCCGACGUCCACAGGUGGGGGUUGUGCUUACAGCCCAACACUGUGCAGGACGUUUGGCAUUUGCCAGAGAACACCAAGAAUGGCAAAUUCGCCACUGGCGCCCUGUGCUCUUCACAGAUGAAAGCAGGUUCACACUGAGCACAUGUGACAGACGUGACAGAGUCUGGAGACGCCGUGGAGAACGUUCUGCUGCCUGCAACAUCCUCCAGCAUGACCAGUUUGGCGGUGGGUCAGUCAUGGUGUUGGGUGGCAUUUCUUUGGGGGGCCGCACAGCCCUCCAUGUGCUCGCCAGAGGUAGCCUGACUGCCAUUAGGUACCGAGAUGAGAUCCUCAGACCCCUUGUGAGACCAUAUGCUGGUGCAGUUGGCCCUGGGUUCCUCCUAAUGCAAGACAAUGCUAGACCUCAUAUGGCUGGAGUGUGUCAGCAGUUCCUGCAAGAGGAAGGCAUUGAUGCUAUGGACUGGCUGAAUUGAAUGUCAUUGAGAAAACAGAAAGGUGGUCCCUUACUGAUACUAUGUAUACCUCUGUUUCAGAUCAUCAACCUGUUUGUUGCUGUCAUCAUGGAUAACUUUGACUAUCUGACGCGUGAUUGGUCCAUUCUGGGCCCUCACCACCUGGAUGAGUUUAAAAGGAUCUGGUCUGAGUACGACCCUGAGGCCAAGUGAGUCUGCAUUACCAUCUGGAAAUAGAGUACACAAACUCACACACACAAACUCACACACACACACCCCUGCAGUCAUUCAUUUACAUUGGUUCCCACUGUGUGUUGUUUCUGUAUUUGGUGUUGCUUUCAGGGGUGUGUCGGUUUCAGUGUCUGUGUCUCUGUGUCUCUUUCAGGGGCAGGAUAAAGCAUCUGGAUGUGGUGACCUUGCUAAGACGCAUCCAGCCUCCUCUAGGCUUUGGCAAGCUGUGUCCACAUAGGGUGGCCUGCAAGGUGUGUCUGAACACCCAAACAGCACAAGUAUUACAUGAGGUGUUCAUAUUGUGAGCUCAAUCUUGCCCUGGUUAACUCAUAUGUUGCAUGACCAUAACUCCUUUCAGAGACUGGUUGCAAUGAAUAUGCCCCUGAACAGUGAUGGCACGGUCAUGUUCAAUGCCACUCUGUUUGCCUUGGUGAGGACCGCUCUGAAGAUCAAAACUGAAGGUGAGCAGUGCGUUCAACACAGCAGCAGCUGCUGUGGACAUUCACCUUAAUGUGAGAAUAGGGCAGCUUGGCAUUUUGCACUAAUUUAGUACUGCCUGUAGCAAAAGAGCGCUCCUGGGAGCUAACACAGUAAUGAUGUCUGAAUGAGGACAUACUAUGAAGUCUAUAGGACAGAAUCAUCACACAGUUUCUCUGAUGGCAUAUUUCCACUAAGGAAUUACCCCAGUGUUUUACCCAAAAUGCUCAGACUUUUGUGUUUCCACCGCCAUGGCCUAGCUCCAGUUUCUCACUGGGCCAUGGCCUCAGUGGACCUGCUCUGAUUUAGAGCCAAUGUUCACAAGUCCUCAGUGUCAGCCCUAGCUAUAUGGAAACACAGUUCCCCAAAAAUAACAUUAGAGCCAACAUUACCAUAAUCACUGUCGACACACUGGUGUGGUAAUGGAAUCAAUGAAUGUACUCAAAAUACUCUUAUACAGUGGCCUGCUCAAUAGCUGUCUUGAUUGGUCCAAAUCAUUCACCAAGUGUUUGUUUCCUAGGCAACCUGGAACAGGGCAAUGAGGAGUUGCGAGCGGUCAUCAAGAAGAUCUGGAAGAGGACCAGCAUGAAGCUGCUGGACCAAGUGGUGCCCCCCGCAGGCGGUCAGUAGAAUGACUCCAGCCUCAUGGCUAGCAUGGCUAAAGAAAGACUUCCUCAUGUCAGACUUCCCUGUAUACCCACACAUGCUCAUUUGUUAUGUACACUUUAAACAUACAAAUGCGCUGUGCAAAACUACAUGCAUAAGCAGUGUUAUUACUUAUGUACUGUGUGUGAUCAGGGUGGCGAUCCUGCGCUUGUCACAUUCGUUGAGUACAGGAUUGGACCAAGGUGCAGCGUGGAAUGCAUACAUGUUUAUUAUUAUUACGUAAAAAUGUAUGCACGCAUGACUGUAAGUCGCCUUGGAUAAAAGCGUCUGCUAAAUGGCAUAUUAUUAUUUAUAUUAUUAUUAGCGAAGUUAACACACGACAAAACAACAAAAGUAACGUAACGUGAAGCUCACAAUGGCUACACACAAACAAGCCAAACAAGAGUCAAGAUCCCACAACAUAGGUAGGCAAAAUGGCAACCUAAGUAUGAUCCCCAAUCAGAGACAACGAUCGACAGCUGCCUCUGAUUGGGAACCACUCCCGGCCAACAGAGAAAUAUACAAUCUAGAUCUACACAUAGAUACCUAGAUAUUCACAUGAUAAAUUCUAGCAUUCACACCCUGACCAACCUAACUAAAGAAUAACAGCCUUUCAAGGUCAGGGCGUGACAAUGCUCCAGGCUGACCUGUAACAAAGCUUUCCCUCAGCAGUGGUAUUACACAUGAUCAAUUCAUGGAACUAACAGCAUAUACUCAGCAGUCACACCUUGAAAAUAAACAAAUUCAUUGACAUUAGUGAUCCAUGGCCUUACUGAUCUAGUGAAACAGUUUGCAUAGACUCAUGAUUGACAGACAGUUGAGUCUUCACUUCCUGUUUUGUGUGUGAAUAGCUGUAAAAGUCCCAGUUGGUAGAUCACAGAUAAGAGCAAGAUCAGAUAGGUGAGCAGGGAGAAACUGCAGACCGUCACUUAAGUUCUGAGAAACUCACCUUAUCUCAAUCACUCUUUCCGUCCACAGUGUGCUCACAUGCUCAUUGCAGCCUGACUCUGGGGCUUCCUAUUGAUACUCAGGCCAGGGUCAAUCUUAUAUGGCUCCCUAUUCACUUUAUUGUGCACUAAGCAGUGUACUGUAUAGGAAGGGAAUAUGGUGCCAUAGGACGCAGACUCGCAGCACCCAUGUGUUUCUGUGAAAUGCCAUGCUGAACUGUUGUUCUGUAUACUGCUUGAUUGACCUGAGCCAUACUGUCCUAUACAGUCUGUAGUGUUGUGCUGUGUUGAACUAUGCUGAUGAUGACCAACCUGUAGUGUUCUUCGCUGUGCCAUAGUUUGCUGAAACCAUUAUUUGUGGUAUUUUAUUUUCAUUGUUAUCCUUUGCUGCACUAUGCUUUCUGCUUUAGCUCUGAUGCUUGGCUUGUUCUAGCAUUGCAUGCUCUGCUAUAGUUUACUAACUCCUCUUGAUCUCUCUCUCUCUCUUUCUGGCCAAGCGUCUCUCCUCCACAGCUUUCCCUCCUCCUCUUCCCCCUCUUCCAUAGUCUCUUCUGCUCUCUCCCUCUCUCUGCCGUCCGGAAUUUCUUGCAGCAGUUCUGUUUUUGGCCGGUGGCAUGGAACUAGAGUUGCCUCUUUCUCCUGUACCCUAGCUGUCCCCAGUCUGCUUACUAACUAGCUGAGUGACACAGAUCGUUGCUUCCCUGUUCUGUACUGCUUCCCUGGCCUGCACAUCGCUUAACAGCUUAGAUAUAAGCCAACUGACAUUUACUCCUGAGGUACUGACCUGUUGCACUCUCUACAACCCCUGGGAUUAUUAUUUGACCCUGCUGGUCAUCUAUGAACAUUUUAUCAUCUUGAAGAACAAUCUGGCCUUAAAUGUCCAUGUACUCUUAUAAUCUCCACCCGGCAAAGCCAGAAGAGGACUGGCCACCCGUCAGAGCCUGGUUCCUCUCUAGGUUUCUUCCUAGGUUCCUGCCUUUCUAGGGAGUUUUUCGUAGCCACCGUGCUUCUACAUCUGCAUUGCUUGCUGUUUGGGGUUUUAGGCUGGGUUUCUGUAUAGCACUUUGUGACAUCUGCUGAUUUGAUUGAUUGAUUGAUAUACUUCUCUCUCUGCUGUAGUCUUCUUGUUAGAUGCUUCUAACUGUAGCGGUGUCCCUGUACUGUAGCUAAGCCUUAGGUACUGUAGGUGGAUGUGUAGCUGUGUGGUAGACUCGUAUGUUUAGUAAGAUGUGGUUGUGUUGGUUUGAUAGAAAACAAACGUUGCACCGCUUCGUAUCUUGAUUUUAUGGUAUGAUGACUGUAUUGAGUUGAGGCUAGUGUCUGUUUGGCUGUUUACAAUUCUACGUUUCAGAACUGUUCAUAUUUUGAUAAUGCCAGAUACUCUAGUGCAGGGAUGGGCAACUUUGAUGGGGGUGGGGGGCUACAAAAAAUCUGAACUCACCAUGAGGGGCCGCAGAGGCUAGCGGAUCUGUGUACCCACAUCCAUACCCACACAUGCAGUCAGAUAUAUAUAUAUAUAUAUAUUAUAUAUAUGCAUUUGGAAAGUAUUCAGACCCCUUGACUUCUUCCACAUUUUGUUACGUUACAGCCUUAUUCUUUUUAUUGGCCAGUCUGAGAUAUGGCUUUUUCUUUGCAACUCUGCCUAGAAGGUCAGCAUUGUACGAGAUCUUCAGUUUCUUGGCAAUUUCUCGCAUGGAAUAGCCUUCAUUUCUCAGAACAAGAAUAGACUGAUGAGUUUCAGAAGAAAGUUAUUUGUUUCUGGCCAUUUUGAGCCUGUAAUCGAACCCACAAUUGCUGAUGCUCCAGAUACUCAACUAGUCUCAAGAAGGCCAGUUUUAUUGCUUCUUUAAUCAGCACAACAGUUUUCAGCUGUGCUAACAAUUGCAAAAGGGUUUUCUAAUGAUCAAUUAGCCUUUUAAAAUGAUAAACUUGGAUUAGCAAACACAACGUGCCAUUGGAACACAGGACUGAUGGUUGCUGAUAAUGGGCCUCUGUACGCCUAUGUAGAUAUUCCAUUAAAAAUCAGCCGUUUCCAGCUACAAUAGCCAUUUACAACAUUAACAAUGUCUACACUGUAUUUCUGAUCAAUUUAAUGUUAAUUUAAUGGACAAAAAAAAUGCUUUUCUUUCGAAAACAAUGACAUUUCUAAGUGACCCCAAACCUUUGAACGGUAGUGUAUACAGUGCCUUGCAAAAGUAUUCAUCCCCCUUGGCGUUUUUCCUAUUUUGUUGCAUUACAACCUGUAAUUUCAAUGGAUUUUUAUUUGGAUUUCAUGUAAUGGACAUACAGAAAAUAGUGGGGUGAAUAGUUAUGCACGCUCAAGUUUUCAGUUUUUCUGUCUUAUUUCUUGUUUGUUUCACAAUAAAUAAUAUUUUGUAUCUUCAAAGUGGUAGGCAUGUUGUGUAAAUCAAAUGAUACAACCCCCCAAAAAAUCAAUUUUAAUUCCAGGUUGUAAGGCAACAAAAUUGGAAAAAUGCCAAGGGGGGUGAAUACUUUCGCAAGCCACUGUAUAUAUAAAAACAAUUUGGGGGAGGGAUCCGCGAGCCUACAAAAGAGGAGGGGGGGGGGGGGGGGUAUAUCAGUUAUUCAAAACAGACUCAUGAUAAAGACAGCAUACAUGUAUAUGAUUUUCAGCCGAUUGUUGAAGUGCUCUGAAGAGUUAGUAUAGGAGAGGUAGCGUACAGUUGUGUGUCUUCGGGCCAAGUGUUAUUUCCCAGGAUGCUGUGCGGCGUGGUGCGGUGCUGACAGUGGAGGCGUUUGUGUGGUCUGUUCACUCAGAUGACGAGGUAACCGUGGGGAAGUUCUAUGCCACCUUCCUGAUACAGGACUACUUCAGGAAAUUCAAGAAACGCAAAGAGCAAGGCCUGGUGGGAAGACACUCAUUCUCCAGCCUGAACUCCACCAUCGCCCUCCAGGUGAGUCUCAACUGCUGUACUGUUCUGUACUGGACUGUACCAUUCUACCUUCUCUAGAGUUGUCAAUACUAACCAAACUCCCACUAUUAUGGCCAAUCUGUGUACACCGUAUGUAACACAACAAGUCUAUUUUAACUGCAGAUACUGUACAAUUUAAAAGAUAAUAACUUUGAAACUAACUGAUGAUAGGACUUACAAACCAAAAUAUGUUGCUAUUUUAGUAAGAUAAUAAUACAUUAAUAAGUGUAAACACUAUGUAACUGCUAGUUAGCGAUUGGUUGAAUCACACUAGUAGUGCUUUGUCCAAUCACCACUGGACAUAUGACAUCUGCAAAGCAGCAGGCCACUGCACCAGAACACAAUGCUGCUUCCCUGGCCUGCACGUUGCUAUAUCACCUCUGGCCAUGCUUACAGCUGCAGACUAUCCCCUUUCUUAUCUGCUUCUAGAGAAAAUUAGAGAUACAGAGAAUGUUGUUCCUCAGAAAUGAGUUUGUUUCGUAUCAACUCUGGAUUAGCAGUGCUGUGCACACUCACCCUGAAUAACAAAGCACCUCCUCAGUCUGAUUUGUCUGAGUGUCUGUGUGUACUAUACUGUCUGUCUGACCUUAUGCUUCAGUUCAUGUGUGUGUCUUUGUGUGUGUGCGUGUGUUCCUGCCGGCUCUCAGCUUCUCUCUUGUCGUCGUUGCAGGCCGGACUCCGCACACUGCAUGAUAUUGGGCCCGAAAUCCGCCGAGUCAUAUCAUGUGACCUGCAAGAUGAGGGCCUUGUAGACAUUAAUGCAGAAGAAGACCACAAUAUUUAUAGGGUAAUUCACUGUCCCAGUUCAUUCAAUAGAUGCGCUUGAUUUAACUCACCUUUAACUCACCCGACACAUUCGGAGAGUAGAGUUCGCUUUUUACAGCCAAUGGAAUGGUCUCAAACUCAGUUCACGUGGUUGCUGGCUGAGCUAAAUCAAGUGCCCCAAAUAAAACAGUUACUUUGUUGGUCCACUGUUUGGCCGUGGGAAGAGCUUGCUUGCCUAUUGACUCACUGACAACAGGUAUUUCACUCUGAGAUGUUGACAGUAAAUGUAAUAUUAUUAGUUUUUCAAUGGGGAUUUCUCUGUAAUUUCAGUGUAUGAUUUGCAGAGAGGAAUCAAGUCUUGUUGAGACCAGUUUAAAGAUGAUAACACUCAUAUUUUCUGAUAACCCAGAACACACAGAAGAUGAUACUUAUUCAACCCAGUGGUUUUAAAGUCACUCCUCUUACAUAAAAUGUUUUCCACACAAACCUUCACUAAAUGGACUGUUAAUUUAAUACCUUCAUUAUCUGUUGAACAUAAUUUAAUGAAGAUUGUAAUUAAAACCUCAGUGACUUACCAGGACAGACCCAAAGCCAGUGGUUAAGUUUAGUCACUUUGUUUUUAUGGUCGCUUGUACUGACCCGAGUGCUGUCUCUACAGAGGAACGGUGUGCUGUUCACCAACCACACCAAUCACGUUAAUGGGGACCACCGGGGUUCCGUUACCCAGCGGCCCCUCCAGGUCCUGCCUCCUUCCUGCUACGCCUCCGUGGAGCCCUCCCAGGUCGGCUCUGAGGAAGGGGCAGGCGACCCCUACAACCACUACUACCCCAAAUCCCCCAUGUCCUCCAACGCCAACCUCAACAAUGCUAACGUGCCCACUGUGCCCUCCCUGUCCAAAGGGGGGCAGCGCCGCUGCCUCCGCCGCAAGCACUCGUCCGCUAAUGGGGCACCCUCCUCCAGCUCGCACCGCAAGAGUGUUGACUUCGACACCCUCACCACGGUCCAGUCUGCAAGGUAACUUAGGAUGCUUCUUUCUUGGCUAGGUCUCCCUCGUAAAAAGGGACUUUCUGGUUAAAGGUUACAUAAUAUUAUGGUUCUCUCCAUUUUUUAUGCAGUAGUCAAUGAAUGUAUGCACUGUAAAAAACAAAAUUUGAUUCAACGUACAAUUGUAAGGCAACAAGGAGCAAUAAGAUAGUGAGUUUGCUCAACAACAUUUUCACACAUAUUUUCUGUUGUUUUCUCAACCAAAUUUUUGUUGAGCAAACUGGCAGUCCUAUUGCAGCUGGUUGCCUUACAAUUGUAAGUUGAAUCAACAUAUUUUUUUAUACAGUGUGGUAAUGAACUAGGGGAUUAUUGUAGAUUUUAAUUAAUGUGUGAUGAGAACAAUGGUUACCUGCUUGCGUAAUGUCUAGGAGCUGUGGAGCUCUAUGAGAUGAACCCUAUGACAACAGAUGUGGAUCUGAAUAGGGCGUUUGGGUUUUGAAGUUGUUGCCCCCAUCACAUCCUUACCACAGCUAUGUCCUUCACAUAUCCUGGCCUUUCAUAGAAUGGAUAUUUUCAGCACCAUUCAUUCUUGCACCACUAAGAGCUCUUUAUGUUGAAAUCCUGGAAUUGUGUGUAUCUAUCAGCAACACACACACACUCCAGACCCAUUCAUUUUAUGACCAGGAUUAUUAUUUCUGUUUGUCUCACAUAACAGAUGUCUUGUCUUUGUCAUUGCAUGCCCUUCCCCUCCCCUGUCCCAAAUACAAAUUCCCUUCACCACCACGUACUUGCUUGGACAGGAGGCUCUACUAUGAGACCUACAUUAGGUAUGUGUGUGAAACUACUGUAUCACCCUUUAAUGACUCGCAUUGGUUUAUAUGAUCUGCUUUACUGAUAUACUAUUGUUUACAGUUGUAAACCAUUUGAUGAAUUAAUAUGCAUCUUCUUUCAAAUGCAUGGCUUUUGUCUAUGAUCUGUAUGUACAGUAUUUGCUGUACAGUUACAUCACGUGUUCAAGCCAUUUCCUCAAUCACCCCUUAAAAAUGCUUCUGGCUGAACUUUGACCUUUUGACCUCAGGUCAGAAUCAGGGGGUGUUCUGUACCCCACCAUCUGUAGAGAGGAGCCAGGGGGGGCAGACAGUGAUGAUGACAAGGGCUCAGGAGAAUACUUCAGCGGGGAGGAGUACCAGGAGGAUGACAUCAUGUUGCACAAAGACAGGUAUCACCUGGAAAGCACUUCUCCUCUCCUCUACUGUAUUCUACUGUACUCUCCUCUAUUCUCCUGUCCUCUACUAUACUCUCCUGUCCUCUAUUCUCCUCUACUAUACUCUACUCUCCUGUCCUUUAUUCUCCUCUACUAUACUCUCCUCUAUUCUCCUCUCCUCUACUGUGUUCUCCUCUACUGAACUCUACUCUAUCAGUACCUGUCCAGAUGUGGCUGCUGUUGACAAGGUGGUUGUUUACUGAUGUUGUUGUCUGGUUGUUGUUCAGGAUGCCCCAUAACGAGUUUCAAGACCCUCAAACUGACUUUGACACAAAUGCAUCGAGGGGUUACCAUCAACCAGAUAGUCUCUAUGACGACGACCAGCAACCCAUUUACCAGGAUGGUGGGCGGUCGCCGAAGCGACGGUUGUUCCCCUCUACACCCCAGGGUGAGGUCCCUUGGUUACCGUAGUGAUUAAAUCAGGGGUGUCACUGACUGGCUGAUAAAGAUGAUGAUGGAACACUCAAAGGGCUUUACAUUGUAAUGAGAUCCAUAGAUGUAAAUGAUAGUUGUCUCUCCUUUGUUUAAACCUCCAGCACCCCACAGACCCUCGUUCAACUUUGAGUGUCUGCGGAGACAAAGCAGUCAGGAUGAUGACAUCCCCUUGACCCCUUCCAUUCCCCAUCGAACAGCUCUACCCCUGCAUCUGAUGCAGCAACAGGUGGGGACCACUGAACCAAACUGAUGGCUACCCAUAUGCACUGAAAGACUUACUCUCACACAAUUAGCUUACAAAAGAUUGACACAACUCACUGCACAUACACACAAACGAUGUGUGAGUCUUAAUUUAGGCAAUGAAUUAAAGGUAUGUGUAUGUGGUUUGACCUCCUUGACCCCUCUUCUUCUGUUGCCUAGGUGAUGGCAGUGGCAGGCCUGGACUCCAGCAGAGUCCAGCGUCUCUCUCCGUCACGCUCUCUACGUUCCUGGGCCACACCCCCCACCUCCCCCAUCAGCAGGGACCACUCCCCCUACUACACACCCCUCAUCCAGGUAUGUGUGUGUGUACAUUUAGGAAUGUAAAUGUGUGGAUACAUUUUUGUGUGUGUAGUCCCACGUAGUCCCGUGUAGCUCAGUUGGUAGAGCAUGGCGUUUGCAACGCCAGGGUUGUGGGUUCGUUUCCCACGGGGGACCAGUAUGAAAAUAAUAAUUGUGUGCACUCACUAACUGUAAGUCGCUCUGGAUAAGAGCGUCUGCUAAAUGAAUAAAAUGUAAAAUGUAAAUGUAAAAUGUGUGUAUUUGUGUGUAUCCAGGUGGACUGGCGUGGUCUGGGCAGUGUGAGCAGCACCCCUGGCUCUGUGAGAAGAAGCUCCUGGUACACUGAUGCUCCUGAAGCCCCUUUGAGCCGCACCUACUCCCCCUCACAGCUCCAGAUCCCCCCAGAGUACCGCAGGCAGAACCACCAGAAGAUAGGCAGCGCCAACAGCCUAGUGGAGGCCGUGAGUAGCCCUGACACACACACACACACACACACUUAGAUUGAUUUAAUGAUUUCCCCCCCUUUCCUGUUUCAGGUGUUGAUUUCAGAAGGACUGGGGAAAUACGCCAAGGACCCCAAAUUUGUGGCUGUGACGAAGCAUGAGAUCGCGGACGCCUGCGAGAUGACCAUCGACGAGAUGGAGAGUGCCGCCAGUAACCUGCUGAAUGGCAGUAUGGGUAAUGGGGCGGGAGCAACCGGGGCCACGGACACAGUGACGGCCACGAGCCUCGGGGACCGUAAUCUCCAUGACUACAGUGAUGAGGAGCCGGACACGAGUGUGAAAUGUGAAGAGGAUCUGACUGAUGAGAUGAUGUGCAUCAGCACCCUAUAGCAGUCACUCACACUAGACACAGGCUGCGUCUGACAUGGCACCCUAUACCUGAUGAAAUGCACUUGUGCACUAUAUAGGGAGAGAUGUGCCUUUUUGGAUGCAGCCACGGCAAUCCAACAAACAAACAAGCAAGAGAACAAAGUGCCUUUCUGUGGAAUGAAUGGAUGGAAACACUGCCAGCUGGAGAGGAGUGGAGUGAUGGAGGGACACGCUAAGGAUCCAACUACAGAGGAGUGGAGUGAUGGAGGGACACGCUAAGGAUCCAACUACAGAGGAGUGGAGUGAUGGAGGGACACGCUAAGGAUCCAGCUACAGAGGAGUGGAGGGAUGGAGGGACACGCUAAGGAUCCAGCUACAGAGGAGUGGAGGGAUGGAGGGACACGCUAAGGAUCCAGCAACAGAGGGAUGGAGGGACACGCUAAGGAUCCAACUACAGAUGAAUGGAAGAAUGGAGGGACAUGCUAAGUAUCCAACUACAGAGGAGUGGAGUGAUGGAGAGACACACUAAGGAUCCAACUACAGAGGAGUGGAGGGAUGGAGGGACACGCUAAGGAUCCAACUACAGAGGAAUGGAAGAAUGGAGGGACAUGCUAAGUAUCCAACUACAGAGGAGUGGAGUGAUGGAGAGACACACUAAGGAUCCAACUACAGAGGAGUGGAGGGACACGCUAAGGAUCCAACUACAGAGGAGUGGAAGGAUGGAGGAACACGCUAAGGAUCCAACUACAGAGGAGUGGAGGGAUGGAGGGACACGCUAAGGAUCCAACUACAGAGGAGUGGAGGGAUACGCUAAGGAUCCAACUACAGAGGAGUGGAGGGAUACGCUAAGGAUCCAACAACAGAGGAGGGGAGGGAUGGAGGGACACGCUAAGGAUCCAACUACAGAGGAGUUCCACCCCUUCCUUUCUCUCUGUCUGGCAACACCCAGUGAAACAGAGAGUGAGAUAUAA
Molecule: messenger RNA, 61399 nt
Organism: Coregonus sp. 'balchen'
Lineage: Eukaryota; Metazoa; Chordata; Actinopteri; Salmoniformes; Salmonidae
Source: the annotation of a GenBank genome assembly